Messenger RNA from Pelobates cultripes (western spadefoot toad), 74526 nucleotides. NCBI's taxonomy places the organism in Eukaryota, Metazoa, Chordata, Amphibia, Anura, Pelobatidae. The record is from the annotation of a GenBank genome assembly.
CUAUCUACAUUUGACAAAGGAUACAUACAUAUUGCACGUCUUCCGUGGAGAGGAAAACUAUAAAUCUAUACAUCCUAAGCAGGUAAAAUAUUUCCAUUUUUAAUUCACAAACGUACUUGCUAUACCUUUCUUAAACCUACCAUGUAUUGGGUAGAAUGUAAGUCCUAUGUACUUUUUAUUAUUUUUUUUUAAAUUAAUAUUAAGCAGAUAAAGUUGAGGAUGUUUUCUAUUCCUUAAAUGUGAAUCCUAGACGAAGAUGCAGUGUGCAUGGUUUAGAUUUUAAAUUGUUUUUAGCCAAUUGGUCUAGUGUUGUGUCCAUGCUCUUUUACAAUCAAACCGUUAAUAUGAAUGUUUAGUAACAUUUGUUUGACUUUGAAUGUUCACCCACUAUAAAUGGUAAGAAUACAGUUAUGUCAUAUGGUGGAUUCAUAACCUAGCAAUAAGUCAUUGAUGACAAAUCUUAAUCGAUGAUGAGGCCCUCCCUGCUCUUGCAAGUUUGCAAAGUGUGAUAUUGCUCCCAUACUCCUUUUCUUUUCACGUCACUGUUUUCCUAGUUUCUAACUUAUAAAAGGUGCUCUAGUCCAAUUAUAGCUGGCUGGGAACGGGUUUUUCUUCUUGCUGCCCGUGCGUUCCUUCAGAAUAUUGAGCCCCUUCUUAUCCUAGAACUCAACAGAUCCUCUUUUUGUGUGUGGUUCUUAGAGGGGGCUUUUAAACAUGGCUGAUGCAACUGGUUCACCUAACAUUUGUAAUCUCUGCCUCGUGUACUGGUAAACACUGAGACUGUGUACAAGCCAUAGGAUUUCACUUGACUCUGAAUUUGCUAAUUAUUUUUUUUUUUUUCCCCAGUGGUCAGAUUAUUCUGUGGUUGAAUGCUUUUAAUGUUCUUGUUUGCAUGUUUAACCUUUUUUAAAUUUUAUGUAUGUGUGUUUUUGUGGUUUUUUUUUGUUUUUUUUUUUUCCUUUCAAAUUCUGCUUGUCUACCAUUAAUGGAUAUGACUUGAUGAAUGCCAUCUAUUUUAAAUAUCAGUUGUAGGAAAGUUGAUGGUGAAGUGUAACUCUGUAUCUGACCAGCGGAAAACUUGAUUUUGUGUUGAUAGUUUGGAUUACAAAGUGCAUUUUAAGAUUUAGGUCAAAAUAGACAAAUGAUGAGGGGGGGAGGGGAUUAUCCAAGCCAGCUAAAUUUUAAAACUUCACUGUUUUUGUAAAUAAAUACACCGUUGACAUUUGUUGGAAGCCAGUCUCUCAGGAUUCUUUUCUAAAACGAGCGUUUUAAGUGAAUUUCAUAUUUAAGUCCAGAGUAGCUGAACUUACAGCUGACUUGGCUAAUUUAGCCUUAAAUUUGAAAUUAACUUUGAAUUUUUACUUUACUAAAUAACCCUGUCAAAUUAUCAACACUUUUAUUCAGUGUGUGUGUGUUCCGCCAGGUUAAAGUUAAUGUUUAUAUGGACUAUAAUGUAUUUUAAGUUGUUGGAUACCUUUUUUUCAAUUUAGCACAGACAGCCCAUUGGAAAUUUCCAAACCUGUGUGUUUGUCUUUAUCUUUCACUGAGUGGUGAUUGAAAUGCCAGAUUCAACUGUUAUCUUUUACUCUCAAACAGCUGUGCAUCACUAUUUCACUGCAAGUCCGUAAUCUAAAGCCAACAUCUUGAAUUUUCUAGCAGAAAUUGUGAACAAAUGGUGGUGUGAAAUUCCUCUGGCUUUUUUUUUUAUUUUUUUUUAUUCUUUAACCCUCUGCAUGACAGGGAGUAAGGCAUAUUCAGUCAAAUCCCAUUAUAUAAUUAAAUACAUGGUAUGCUAUUGGUCACUAAGGGAUUCAGUAUGGCUGUCUUCUUACCAUGAUAGGGAUGCUAGACCUGAAAAAGCAAGCUACAAAUUUGGGGAAUCAACAGAAGCAUCUGCAGUGGUUAAUAAAAGUAGAUAUUGGUUUAAAUACACCCACUGUAAGAAUGGUACAAAAUGUCAAAGGUGUGAUCCAAAUAAACAAAGGUGCUGCAGUUACUUUAUAAUUAUUACAUUUUAUAUUAUUUUUAUAAAGCGCCAACAAAUUCUGCAGCACUGAAUUGUGUGUGUGUGUGUGUGUGUGUGUGUGUGUGUGUGUGUGUGUGUGUGUAUAUAUAUAUAUAUAUAUAUAUAUAUAUAUAUAUAUAUAUAUAUAUAUAUAUAUAUAUAUAUAUAUAUAUAUAUAUAAUAUUGUCCUGUAGGCACCAAAACUUGCCUUUAUUUUCACAUAGGUAUGCGCACAGACUUGCUAUAAUACUGAUGGGUGAACAUACCUAAAUAUUAUGUGUUGCUGGUACGCUCCAUGUAGUGAGUGUGUGUGUGUGUAUGUAUAUAUAAUGUGUGGUAGUCACUGGAUGACAAUAUUCUCUACAUGUAUGCACAUAUUACUAUGAGGUUCCACACCAAUCCCUGCAUUAGUAUUUCUUUCCAUGUUAUUGGGUAGUUCUUAUACCACUAUAGUAACCCCAACCCCUGAAUACUACAUACUGGCUGAGAGGACAUAGCAGGUUUUGUGUACAUGUAUAUUUAAAGCCUUAUCAAAGUCAUUAUCACUGAAGACCACUAAGUACUCAUGCACUAAGAGUCCAAACUUUUGCUAAGUCCCAACAUGCUUCUUGCCUGUACUUUACUCUUACUGAUAUGCACUUGUGUAUUCUGCAGCCACUGGCAAUUUAGAGUAGGUUCCCGUAUAAAUCUGUCAAAUAUGCGGCUUCUUUACUGUAUUUGCUGGUGUAUGGAUCAUAUAAACUAAUAAUGGUGAAUCCUAGAAUUUGGUAACCUAUGGCACCCCAGCUGCUCUGUACCAAGAAUUCAACUGUCUAGGGAAUUCUAGUUGGCAUUAAGGGAGUUGCAGUACACAGUUUUACAAAAUAAAACUUUGUCAUCUGUAAUGGAUUCUUUCCUCCUCCUUAUGCCUUUUACUGUAAACCCUACACACAUCCAAUACCAAGUUUUCUCAGCUCACAACUCAUUUCCCACAUUACUUGGUCUUUCUGUUUUGUGUUGCAAGUGACAAUACAUACGUCCUAUGUCACUCUUCAAACUGCAGUGAUAGUUCUAUUUCACCAGGCUCGUCAGCGUGUACAAAGAUUAGAUCUAUAUAUUCACUAGAAUUAAAUGUGAGGUCUUCGCAGGAACACACAAGCUCCUUGUGUUGCUGUUCGUGUCUUUACCUCCGGUCUCAUCUUCACAUGCAUCCCCAAAUUGUCGCAUUUCCUUUGUACAUCACUUCUCACCUCAUUUGUCAAUAACUCCUGUUUUUCUAACCUAUUAUCACAUGUAAGUAUACCUUUUAUAUAUGCACCCCCCCCCAACAUUUUAUUGGAAAUUUAAGCAGAAUAUCCGUAACAAUAGGAGCUUUGAGGUCACAUAUCCAAACUCGCCAGAUUGCCAAUUCCAUUUAAAUAACAUUAGAGCAUCAUACAUUGAGUAUCUAAAAGGAGUCUGCAUUAGAGAGACCCUGAAAACUAGGUGCUAUAUAUCAGGUAAAAUAACAAUAUACCAAUUCAAGUAAGAUUGCAAAAUACUGUCCGACAGGUUCAGUUCUGUGAUAAAAGUGUAUUAUUUAUUGUAGGGAAACUGUGUAGCAUUGUUUUUGCAUCAUAACAUUCGUCUAUAUAUUUCUUCGCCCCAAUACUCUAGUACUUUAUUGUUAUCCUUUCCUGGUCAUACAAAGCUGUACAGCUGUUCUUUAGCGUGACAGCAAGAUUUUCUCAAUUCAACUUCCUCUUGGAUUGGCUUAAUCAAAAUUGUCCCUUUUAAAUUUUAGGCUCUCUGAGAGAGAUUUAGCAAAGUGUUCUUUUCUAAAAAGUUGUUGUUUUUUUUUAAAGUACCAAUCACCAUGGAUACCAGUUGAACUAGCAGGCACAUUCCAUUAGUGAUUCCUCCCCAUUUUUUGCAUCACAUUUUACAACUGAACACUUUGAUAAAUCUUCCCCAAUGUGUUCUCUUCAUAUGUCACAUGUUUAUUUUCCCUAUAUCCAAAAGCAGUGGAAUUGGACACAAAUCAAUACACCCUCCUAUAUAACUUAACUUAUCCUUCUGGAGUUGUUAAAAAUCCACUGACUUGAGUAAUGGUACCAGUGUCUAUAAACAAUCGUACUGUUUGUUUACCAGGUCCAGAAAAUAUUUGAUUAGUAGCUUGUUUUGAGCUGGAAACUCACCACCUUUAGUUCUUGCAUGUUAACAUUAGCCACCCUCACUCACACUUUAUUCUUCACAUAGGGAUGGGGAAUUGGAACAAGCAAAUGUAUUGCUUUGGGUUUUCUGUCUAACCCCAUGGGCCAUACUCAGCCGCCCAAGGUCACCUUAUGGUUAAUCAUGCUGUGACUUUUGUUACCUGUCUACCUAUUGUACAGUGCUGCAGAAUAAGUUGGCACUUUACAUGAAUACUUUACUUUAAAGGAUCACUAUAGUGUCAGGAAAACAAAGUGGUUUUCCAGACACUAUAGUGGCCUGAGGGUUCCUCCACCCUCAGGGCCCCCCUCCUGUGGCGCUGAAGGGGGUUAAAACCCCUUCAGCCACUUACCUUAACCACUUAAGGACCAAACUUCUGGAAUAAAAGGGAAUCAUGACAUGUCAUGUGUCCUUAAGGGGUUAAUCCAGCGCAGAGCUCCCUCGGCGCUGGUGACCUCUCCUCCCCGUUCUCAAUGCUUUCCUAUGGACGCUCUGCGCAAAGACAGCCACUAGAGGCUGGAUUAACCCCAAAUGUAAACAUAGCAGUUUCUUUUAAACUGCUAUAUUUGCAUCUGAAGGGUUAAAACCUGAAGGACCUGGCACCCAGACCACUUCAUUGAGCUGAAGUGGUCUGGGUGACUAUAGUGUCCCUUUUAAACGUGUGGCCCCGAGUCCAAUAGCAUGAAGGCUCUAGUUGUGUGUGUUGUGUGUGGUUUUUUUUUUUUGUUUGUUUUUUUGUCUUUGCACACUCAAAGGUUAUCAGAGGUAGUAAUGACAGACUUUGCUCAGCAACAGAAGAAAAAAAAGUUCUUGAUAGUGUACAAAAGUGUGGAUACAAUGAGGUUAUGUAUAAUUAACAUAAAAACACUCCCUUUCAUACUUGCACCAUUUUUGUGUCAUUUUCUUAUGUAUGACACCAUUACACAGCCCUGUACAAUUGGUGCCUUUUUCCCUGCCCUUGCGUGUUUUCUCUCUCUUCUUAUGAAUCUUUUGGAUUUUGUUUUCUCUUAUUCUGAAUUUACAACUAAUUACAUGUUAAAAUUUAAGCAAAAUUAUUGAUAUUUACAACUUGAAGGUAGACCUAUGUCUCUCUCCUAAGAACUUGAAAGUUUUUACCUGUCUCAGGAAACCUGCCAAUGACUAACAAAACGGUGCCUUUUCUGUUUUUUUUUUUAAUACAUCACUAUGUAACAUUUGUUCUGAGGUCUCACCACCUUUAUGGAGGCAUUUAUUGCAGCUAUCUGGAUAGCCCACAUGUAAGGUAUUUAUCGUAUGGAGCCAAAGAUGCCUAAGCAUAACACCGCUCCGCCACUAAUUAGUGUCGUGGUCAGCCAAGUCCUCUAUGAUGAAAACACAAUUUGCUAAUUGUAUGAAAAUCCUAUCUAAUUUAUUACUAGGCUCAAUAGACUUAAUGUAUACUGUAGUGGUUAUGGUGCCAGAACUGCCCUGGCACCCCCCAUUUGUAGGGAGUCAAACCAUUCUUGGAGCAGUCUGACUUUUUUUACCUGGGGUUUGCCAGGUGCCGCUCACUUCUUUUACUUCAUCAGUCAGAGGCCCCUAAGUGCUGGGUUAGCUUUUGGUUGAGUUUCAGCUGAUUGCUCCUAGUGAAGCUGUAGAUCGUGCCCGGUGGGCCCCAUGUAAAAGUCAAACUAUUUCAUAGUUACAUAGCUGAAAAGAGACUUGCGUCCAUCAAGUUCAGCCUUCCUCACAUUUGUUUUUUGCUGUUGAUCCAAAAGAAGGCAAACCCAGUUUGAAGCACAAUUUUGCAACAAGCUAGGAAAAAAAUUCCUUCUUGACCCCAGAAUGGCAGUCAGAUUUAUCCUUGGAUCAAGCAGUUCAAAAAAGGUUUAUUUAGCCUUGGAUGGCAACAGGGCACUUCUGGAACCAUAACCACCACAAAGUGCUUAUGUUGCAUGGCGUGUUUGUUUUAAUGCUCACAGAAGAAAUUGGUUAUACAGAGUAUAAUAUAUGGACAGGUUUUCCUGCUGUGCUUUUAACAAUUUUAAUUAUCUUAUUUUACAAUACAAAUUGAUAUGAUUAAUCUUCCUAUGCUUGUUGCUGGUGGGAUGAAGGUGAUUCAAGUAAUAAACCAGAAGCAGUUAGAUGCCUUUCAGUGCCUUAAGGACAUGUGCUGCAUAGUUUUCAUCUAUUUUGGGCAAGUGAAAUAUCUGACAUCCGAACAAAAAAUUGAUUUGAGCGUGGUUUUAAAACUGGGAUGAUUUCCAUAUUUUUGUCUAAAAAGGCGUACCGAUGGGGAAAACUCUGGGUUAAAGAAUAAAUCAUUUAUUUUCUAGCAAAGCCCAUAUUUCAUAACCACUCUGCAAGAGAUUUCUUUUGGUGUAGAAAAGACAGAUGACCUCCUGGGUGAAUUCUGGUAAGUUGGGUUGAUGUCCAGCACCAAUAAGAUAGUAGUGACCAUCUGUUUAUAAUGCUAACCUUUUGAAGUUAUUGCCACUAGGACCAAACAGAAGGUUAGGUGUUAAAACUCCAGGCCACAUGAUUCAGGGCAGUAAACUGUUUUUACAGCUGUUUUAAGGGCCCCUGCAAAUAUUAGGUUUCCAGCUGCAGUGAAAUAAAGCGGUCAUCCAUGUAACAGCUACAUUUUUAAUGUUGGAGUGUUUACAAAAAAAUAUAAUACUCUUUCUUACCCCAAGUGUGGAUGAAAACACCUUCCACCUGAAGUAAGUGGAUAGUUGAUACAUUGCUAAAUACAAACACCAGUCAAGCCGUAAGACUUGCUUUUCCCACAGAAAUCUCACUACUGCAAAGGAUUCUGGGUAGGCUUAUGCAAAUGAGAUCAACAAAGUAGUGAGAGCAAGGUUAAAUUUCUGUGGGAAAAGCAAGUCUUAGGGUUUGAUUGCUGGGUGUAUUUGUGUUUUUUUUUUUUUUGCGAUGUAUUUAAAAAAAAGUGUGUGUGUGUACCUACAUAUCCUAUUGAUUACGGACUGUAAACUAGCAACCCUACAAUGUAAAUGGAGCCAUGACACACAUGGAUGGCUUUAGGGGUCUGUUAGCAACCAUUUCUAAUCAACUACUUGCUGAAUAAUUUCUUUCCCCAGGGGCCACAAUCCAAGACUAGAAUUAUUGAGUGAAUGGGUUAUGGAAGUUGAAUAUUAUGUGGAACGUCUUCAACUGGUUAUGGCUUUUUUGUACACUUUUUUUAUUUAUUUUUUUUGUGACAGCUCAGAGUUUUAGAACUGAAGACUGGCUUAUUGGAUACCUAAAUGAUAGAUUUUUAUUUUAUUUUUUGCUAGUGACUCUUGACCAGUAUUUAACCCCUUAAGGACACGUGACAUGUCAUGAUUCCCUUUUAUUCCAGAAGUUUGGUCCUUAAGGGGUUAAAUUAGAUUUAUUUAUUUUUUUCUCCCUCUUCCUUCUUGCUCCAUAAAUUCCAGCAAAGAAAGAAGCAUAGUUUAUCAAAAUGCCAUAGGUUGGCAUUUGUUCUUUAUUUUUUUUUUAUUUUUUUUCUUCUUCUUCUUGCUGCCCUUUUCCUGCUUAAAGGGACACUAUAGUCACAAGAACUACUACAACUUUAAUGUAAUGGUUCUGGUGUCUUUCGCCUGUUUGAAAUGGCGGUGUGUUUACACAUUGCUGUCUAGGAACAGCUGUAGUGGCAGUCACUCAGACGUGCUUCCUAGGUGAGCAUCUUCACACUCUGCAUGGAAGCGCUGAACGUUCCUCAGAGAUGCGUUGAUUCAAGUGUGGGCAGACAGAGCCAGCCAAGACGAAACCUGAACUGCAUUGGAAUCUAAGCAGUAAAACACCUGUUUAUGAGGGACAUUGUGGGCUGGAACCUAAACUGUGGUGUUUGAACUAUACUGUCAUGAACGGUUUAGGUCACCAGCAGCCUCUCUACAAUAAAAGGGUGAGUUUAUUCAUCUUUAUUACCACAGCAGUCUCGCCGCAGCUGGUUCCGCCUCCAUGGCUGAAAUCAUCAUACUUGAUGAUCUCCGACAAUCCAAUGUUUUCUCUUUGAAAAGCAUUGGGAGGCUAUUGCUCAUCGUGGCAAUUUGCCGUGCUGCGCCAGUCAGCAUCUGCUCAUAGAAAUGCAUUGAAUCAAUGCAUUUCUAUAGGGAAUGUUGCAUGGAGGCACUGAAUGCCAGUGCUGCACAUUGUGCAUCAUUGACAUAGGAAGCCCCUCUAAUGGCCAUUUGAGUGACUGCCACUAUAGAUGUUAUUGGGCAGUAAUGAAAACGCUGCCUGUUCUCUGAAAAGACCAUGCUUACAUUUUAGAGGGCUGCUGGGACAGGUUUUUGACACCAGAACAAAUACAUUAUACUAACUAUAGUGUCUCUAAAAUCAUGUUUGACUUUAAAUCUAUCUUGCUUGUACAUUCUUCAAAAAUUGGUCAUCACCUGAAUCACUGUAUUUUGAUUCCCAUAAGGCUCAGUCAUUUUAAUGGCUCAGCUGAUUGAGCGUAAUGAUUCAUAGUCCACAGAAUUUUGGCUACUUCUAUACAGUCUGCUGGUUUGGUUUGCCACCAGCAUGCUGAUCAGUGACCUCAUAGGGACUUCCUGUAGCACUGCAGAUGCUACAAAUGCAAGUAGAAUGUGGAGUUUUAAACAUCUGGUACUGGGACACAAGGGCCUCGCUAAGAUUUGUAGCCGAUGCUUAAAUUCUCGUUAACAGUCUUGUAUUUUUGUUAUUUUCUGAUCCUAUUGUAAGCUCUAGUACUUCUAUGACUGAAAAUAUAUGAAUUCUCUGGCUUUUGUGAAUAGGAGUUGUUGGCUUAGGCUAGACGUCAAUAAAAGUAAUUGCAGGCAUUCCUGCACAGAUUGAUAUAUUUAAUGGUGAUGUCUGAGGGAGACUGUGGGGACUGUCUGUGGAUCUCCCAUUUUUGUAUCCUAGGACUUAAUCCUGCCUUUAUCAAGCAUCAUAGAGCCAUUCUAAUGGUUCACUUCCUGCAACUGGGGUUAGGCUUUUUAAAUAUAUAUAAUAUAUAUUUUUUUUUUUUUUAUUCUUGUAAAAAUCUAUUUACAAGAAUUUACAAUUUUGAACAUUAAAUAAUUGAAUGAGACUAUUGACGUUGGAGCCUUUUAUGUGCAGAAAAAAAAAAAAAUUCCCACAGAGAUUUAUCUACAAUUUUCUAGAAAUACAUUAUUUAAAAUUGCUAUAAUGUGUUUUUUCAUCGUGUGGUGCUUGAUUAUUUUUAUAUUUAAAUAUUUUUAGCAUAUGCCAUCACAAUCUAGUUCAGGCAAGGCACAGCCAGGUCACAUACUGCACAUGAAGAAUUAUUGAACAUUUAAAGAGGUUUUCUAACCCAUUUUAAUAGUUCAGAGAAUAAUGCCCUAUUGGCAUAAUUCUACAUGUCCAUUCCCCCAACCGGUGCCGACUUCCAAUAAGUCUUCUUAUAGAGAAGCCUUUAGAGAAUUUUAUUGGCUUAGGGCGCAUGAAGGUGCACUGAGCUGGAAAGGGGAGGGUGGGUAACUUAAAAAUAAAAGAAGGGUUUGGGAGGAAGUGGGUAUUCCUUCAGGGUAGUAGGGGAGAGAAGAGGUUCUCCCCUGCAAGUGAGGUUAGGUCUGUCGGCUGCAUGCAGUGAGCACUGGCAACAGAUGUGUGCCUACCACCAUGACCACAUCAAAAAGCAGAAGUAGUCAUGGUGGUUGGAAGAGCCUUUUUAAUAUCUCUCCUCUGUAUGCUUUCUUUAAGACCGGUGCAAAGUACUGAGCUUAUAACCAUGAUUGACACGGUACUAAGUUGGAGGCUUCUAGUUGUAGGAUAACUUAUUUUGUUAAAUAUUGAAGGCCUAACAUCAAGUUGUUCAACAAAUAUAUAUUGUUCGGACACCUAUGAGCCGUCUCACUGUAUUUUAUAACUUGACAGGAGGCUUCGUAUUUGCAUUAACUUUAUUUACUAACUCCAUAGCAGCAAAGAAAAAACUGUUAAAAGAAAGAACCAUAGUGCGUCAGAGUGUAUAUAAGUCCAAGCAUAACCAAUCAUUUCCUCUUUCUUUGCUGCUCCAUCACAAGUCAGGUCAGAGUACUGAUUUCUUAACUGUAUUGUUAUGCAUGUUAGGAUCUUAUGCUAGAUUUUGUUGUAUGUAAAGACUUAUUUCCUGGGGGUGGCAGGGGAUUCCCUACUUGUUUAGUCACCUGGAGCGACUGCCAUUGGAUGGGCUAACCCCUUUUCCCCUCAGAACCACUCGGAGACGGCAGCAUUCCCCUCUCCUCAAGUGGCUACGUUCGCCACUUUCCGCACUGGUUCCCCGCCCUGUUCGCACUGCCAUCUUUGCGAACGGAGCGGGCUUCCAAUUGAAUUUGUGCACUUUGGAAUGGACGCAGCUCACUGCGUUCGGCUAUUUACGCCUGUUCGCGCUAAUUGCACGAACAGUGCGACCGCGCAUGGUUUCAUGCCUUUCUGCACGAAAGGGCGGCUAACUGAAGCUUACCAUUCGUGUAGAUUGGCACGAAAGGACUGACUUCACAGUACCAGUUCAUUCACGGUUUUCUCCACCUAGGGCGUCCACCUAACGCUUCACUUAACAUUGCAUUCGCGACUUUACCCGCUUUCGCAGGCUUUUUCCUGUCAGCCACGCAGGGUCUCUCGCGGUGGCCAUUUUGUUGGUGAAGUUUAGUAGGAGUACAAAUCACAGCAAGCUAAGGCUCUCAUUUUGGACGAAUUUCAAGCGGAAUUGCAGAGGUGAAGUCUGAGUUGCACCUACACAAGUUGGUGUUAUUACCCCUGGGGAGUGGGACUGCCAGUUAGGUAUACCCUAGUAGCCUGGCAAGGGGAGAGCCCCCUUUGAAAACUUCCCUAAGCGCUGCCUAACGGAACCUGUCCAAGCAGUUUCCGAUGAUCUGGGUGAGCCCCAGUGUGAAAGAGCCACUGAGCGAUUCAUAUUAAUAUGGCCAAAGGCCUGUUCAGGUCCCUCCCACACGGCCCCUCACCUCUAAUACCUAUACCUGUGCCUGUAAAAUAGUUCCUGAACUAUGGAGGACACAAUUAAUACAAGUGACCUUCAGACUAUGAUCAAUGCAGCGGUAGCUGCGUCCUAAGAAAAGGCCGACUGGCAAACAACGCCAAAAUAAGGAAGACUCGAAUGACUCCUCUAAGGAGAAAGAUCGCCCGGCACUGGAAGGACGAAGGGUCCAAAAAGGCCACCACUGAAGCACAGUAAGCAUGCUGUCGACAGCUCCCACAUAUACAGGGGGGAGAUCCUCGGAUGAGGAAAACUAUAUGCCCCACUCCAUUUUGGAUGAGUGGCAGGCAGAGGCCUCCGAAUCUGACGAAGGUGAUUGGGGCUCCAACGCCUAUGUUAAGGAGACCUUCCUGGGUGAGCACCAGUGUAAAGGAGAGGUGGAAUCCUCUGCCACAGCCAACACGCAGGAACAAGAAAUAUUCCUGGACGCCACGGGGCAGAGAAUGUUUGACCCCAGGAACAUUUGGCACCCCCACUCUGGGGAAUAGGGUCCCGUCUGAGCAUCUACUCCGGUUUAUGCAUUUUUGGAUACAUAAACCACUGGAAAAAUAUAUGCAAGAGGAUGAGGGCGGAGUGCCCCAGACCUUCACUGCCAGACAAGGUGGCCUUUACGCCGGAGUUCGACCAGCUCAUGCUGACGUUCAUGGAGCAAGGAGGUCGCGAUCCACGCAUAGGGAUCGAAAAGAGUUUUAAAGGAGCGCAGGACAAGCUCCUGGACACGAUGGGGCCACUGGCCCGAGUGAUGUACCUGGCGAUCGAGGUCUACACCAGAGUGGACUUGUUUACAGCGGACAUGGUGCGCGAAUGGGCACAUGAUAUCCGAGACUGGACCCAGAGGGGUUUCUGUUUUCUCAGAAAUACCAAUGCGGCCCUCUCAGCAUAGCGGCGCCGCGCAGCACUUUUCUGUAUAGACGCCAAACUGGCUGAUCUGAGGGUAAAAGAACUGGGCGCACAGGGCAAACUCUUUGGCGAGGCCUUUUUUGAAAGAGCUGAAUAAACAUGUAACUGUAUUUACCUCGCUGAACAGAGCCCGCACAUCCAUGCGCAAGGUCUUCCGAGGCAACCCCUCAAGAGGUGUGUGUGUGUGUGUGUGUGUGGGGUUUUCUUUUUUUUUUUUGUUUGUUUUUUUUGGUUUUUUUUUUUCAGGGCUGGUCGGCAGCGGGGCCGUGUCACCAGCCGAUUCUGGCCAUCAGGCCCUCGCCUGGGGGACACACAGCAAUUGUUCCCGAAACAAGGUUGAGGACACCAGCUCUAGACAACACUACCCCUAGUGCCAAAGGAGCACAGACAGAGGACGUGGUGGUCGUGGACGUGCCUGCGCAAGAUUCCCUGCAGGUAAGAGACCAACACUUAUCAAUGCCUCAACUAACUUUGUAUGCAGGCCGUGUUUCUCUUUUUUUGACCAUUAUUGGGCAAAUCUGUGGACAGACGCUUGGGUACUACAGACGGUCAAGGGGUACCACAUCAAAUUACAAACUCCCCCCGUACAGAGGCAUCCUCUCAACCUCAGAUGUUCACCUCAUAGAAGUGUAGCUCCGCAAACUACUCAUGAAGGGAGCUAUACAACCCGUGCACGAACGAGGAGGCUUCUUCAGCAAUAUGUUCCUCGUCCUCAAGAAAACCGGAAAUUUCAGGCCAGUGAUCAACUUAAGGGAACUGAACACAUGCAGGGCAUACACUUACAGAGGGACCUCUUUCAGGAAAAGGAUUGGUUUAUGCGUGUAGACCUCAGACGCAUACCUAUCGAUCCCACUCCACGAGGACAGCCGUCCCUUCCUUCGGUUCCUAUGGAACGGCUUCCCAUGGCAAUUCACAUGCCUCCCUUUUGGGCUGAGUUCCGCACCAUGGUGCUUCACGAAAAUGUUGAAACCAGUGAUCACACACACUCACGGGAUCAGAUGCAUCCAUUUACCUGGACGAUAUUCUCUUAUUCUGCAGAACAAGGGAAUUGGCCAUACAACACACUGAAUGUACGGUACAAUUAUUAGAAUCACUGAGCUUUGUUGUCAGCAGGGCCAAAUCCGCAAUGAACCCUGUACAAAAAUUCCAAUUCCUGGGCUUCGAGAUACACUCCACCUCCCAUCUACCAAGGAGAUCCGCAGAGUACUCAAACUAGACUCCGCCAACUGGCACGGAUUGUUGGACUACUGUCCUCAACAAUACAAGCCAUAUUUCCGGGUCCUCUGCAUUACUGUGCCGUGCAAUGGUUCAAAGCUCGCUUCCUGUGGAGGAACCCCACGUACAACCAACUAGUCCCGCUGAUGGACGAAGUACAACAAGAACUUGAAUGGUGGCUCAACUGUUUGCAAGCCUGGAAUGGUAGGAUCAUCUUCGGCAACCACCCGGACUUCAUCCUGGAAUCGGACAUGAGUCGAUGGGCUGAGGCGCCACGGAUGGAGAAGCAUCCACAGGAGGUACGUGGACAACCCAAGAACUCUCGAUGCACAUCAACUGCCUGGAGUUAUUAGCAGGGUCAUUUGCUAUACGCAGCCUAACAAAAGGACAGUCCAGUUGUUGUAUACUUCUACGGAUGGACAACUUAUCGACAGUACGAUACAUCAGUCACUUGGGAGGUACCCAAUCACACACACUGGUGAAUUUGACGAAGGAGAUCUUCGAUUAUUGCAUCCCGCGCAACAUCACGUUACACGCAGAACACGUACCAGGGGAAUCUAACCUUGCAGCAGAUUGGUAUUCCUGACACUGGAGAGACGCCAGCGACUGGCAACUAAACCCGCAGGUAUUCGCCCACCUAAAUGAACAGAAAUGCCCUUUCCUACUGGAUCUGUUUGCUUCACGCAACAACCACCAGGUACCACAGUUUUACAGCUGGUUCCCAGACCCAGAAUGCCUGGCGGUAGACACUUUCACCCAACACUGGCCAAUACAAGGGGCUUAUGCCUUUCCCCCAUUCACCAUGAUCGCGAGGGUUCUCCACCACAUCCGGAGACGAGUAGUGAGACUAAUCCUCCUGACGCCUCUCUGACCGAGCCAACCUUGGUUCCCAGACCUUCUCGAAUUGUCUUACCAGAACCAGAUUCUACUGCCGAACAACUACAACCUACUCAGGGUUCCAGCAGGGAACCCACACCCAAUGCAGUUGGACGGUCGCCUAACCUUGGUGGCCUGGACUCUUUUCAGGGGAACAUGGUGUACCAACGACUGUUUCAGAUAUCAUGAAUUUCCUCUCGUUUAACUUCGAGUAAGUCAAAUCGUAUCGCACCAUCAAUGUUCUGAGAUCUGCUAUCUCUGCAGCCCACGUGCCAUCCCAGGGGAGAGCAGUCGGACAGGACCCUCUAUGUCUACUACUACGUGGCAUCAAACUAAGACGACCCCCAACGCUUAAGUACCAAUAUCUAUUAGAUGUGGUCCUCCAUUUCCUGAGGGAAUGGGACCCCUAAUGAACUAUUGUCUCUGAAACAACUGACGACCAAGUUCACUUUCCUAUUGAACAUUGUUUCAUUCCGGGCGUUCGACAAAGACAUUUUCUCCAUAGACCCGGAGGGAGUCACAUUCCAAAUCUCACGACUGACUAAAUCUGACUCUUCAUCGGUGUUCUACCCAUUCUUCAACUCAGACUCUCAACUUUUGUGUGGUUAAGACUCUGCGGGCAUAUGUGGCGGCAACAAACGUUGCGCCCACCAGCAGCACGACAACUAUUGGUGUCAUAUGUUUACCCGCAUGGUCCGGUUUCGACUACCACACUGGCCAGAUGGAUCAAAUGGCUCCUCUCCCUAGCCGGCAUAGACUUUGCCCUUGGAGUGCACUCCGUGCGAGGGGCAGCGGCAUCAUCAGCUUUCCUGGCAGGCGCAUCGCUAUCAGACAUAUUACAAAUGGCGGACUGGUCCCGCGAAUCAACGUUUUGGACUUUCUAUUUUCGUCCAACGCCGCAUUCGCUCUUCUACCGAAGCAUUAAAAUUGGAAAUACGAAGCCUCCUGUCAUGUUAUAAAAUUGAAGAUUAUGCUAGUACAUUGUACUAAUAAUCUUAAUUUUAAUAAUGACAAGAGGUGAGUAUUCCCCUCCCCUUCAUCUUGACGUUCCCACCUUAAUGAAGGUAAGUUAAGGUUAACGGGUAUCGAUUGUCUCCAGUAUUUAAAGUUGGGUACGGAUACAUAUGUAUGGGGGGGGAGGGCUGAUCAGGAUUUCUAAUCUGUUAACACAUAGCCUAAUACAAAAUACUAGAACGGCUUACAGUUACAAGUACACUGUACCAACUGCAAUUGGCUAACUAAUCCACAACCACCUUUUGACCAAUGUGCUUAUUGGUUAAGUAAUGUGUACCACCCUAGAUCAAUGUGUCUAUAUAUUUUAUUAGCCGUGUGUAAUAAAAUGAUGCUCGUUUGGAAUAGAUUGCGUUGUCGUAGUAUGUGUUAUUGAACAUGCCUCUUCCCUGCGCUGCAGAAAUCUGUGGACCAGCCCAAUGGCAGUUUGGGGCUCUUGAGGACCCUGAGCUAAUAUUCACUUCAGAUGUACCCAAUAUAUUUGUAAGGUGAUCAUAAAUAAUACUUAAGGGGGAACUGGCACUUUCCAGGAUUUUAAGACAUUCUGUAUGUGAGCUAGUCUAUUAUAGUGACGGUCUGGAAGGUGGUUACUUUAAGGUAGAAAUAGCUCAGUCGCCAAGCUAGAAUAUACUUCUUAACCCUGUAUAGAUAAAAGAAAACCCACCCCCUAUCUCUAGGUUUGUAAAUACAAACUAAAAAUCAAGCAGCCCAAGUUAACAUGAGAGGUUGCACACUGAUUGUAGUAAAAAUAUGCCUAUACUAUUUUGUAUUACACUUUAUGAAGCCCUCUUGACUGAGGGACGGUAUGCUGUUGGCUGCACAAGAGUGGUUGUUGGCCAAAUGAAGAGCACUUGCAUGGAAUUGGUUUGGUAUAGUGUGUUGACUUGAGUUACCACUUAUUACAGCGAAUGAACGCUUGAAUGAGAGCUUAAACUAUACGUUGGAAGUCAGUCUGCUCAUCCAUGUGUAAUGUUUUACCUCCUAUGCCAAUGGGGGGUGUGUGGUCCACCCCAGUGUGUUUAAAAUAACAUUCCUGUGUUGAGUGAUGUCAUAUUCUGGCUCCUGGCAUCACCACAGGAGGCGAGUGGGGAAGCAGUGAGCAACUGAAAGAACAUCCGUGCUUCUUGGCACCUGCUACCUGACUCCACUCUCUCUGGUAUAUUUCAGCAGAGUAAGCAGGUGGCUACUUUGCUUUACUGAAAAAGAGCCUGCUUCGAGCACCCUAAGGUGUCCAGCCAGGCACCUUUUAAUCUUCUUCAGUCUUGACUUGCCCAGAUUACCCCUAUAGGAUAUCUAAUGGUUGUUGCUACCUGCUGCUCUUUACGUUUAUCAUGUUUUGGCAGUCCUUAUAAUGGCAUAUUGUGCACAGUGGGAUUGUUUUCUUUUUAACCCCUUAAGGACACAUGACGUGUGACAUGUCAUGAUUCUCUUUUAUUCCAGAAGUUUGGUCCAUAAGGGGUUAAAUAUUCUCACCUGCAAAUCCCUCCACAGUUGUAUCCUAAACUAUAUGUUCUCUCUAAUUACCUGUUUGGACAACAAUCAUCUGUCUUCUGUUAACAUCCCAUCUCCACUUCUUGCUUAAAGGGGCAGUCUAAGCACUAAAGCCACUACAACUUGUUGCAAGGAGUUGUUGUGGGUGCUGUGCCCAGGAUUUGUUAAACCUUCUAGCCAACUCAUCAGACUACUUUUAGUUUAAAGUUAUGAUUAUUUUAUUUUUUUUAGUCUCUCUGUAGCCCCGUUGACUUUCUCACGUUUCCGCUUGUAUGUGUGGCUCUGCCGCAUAUAUUGGUACCUAAAGAAACACUCAGAGCGCUGAUGUGCUUAUGGUGCCUGGAGGGCUCUGUGCCCCCUGGCCACUCAUACAAGUUUUUACAGUGAGGGAUGCAAGUACACUCCUGGGAAAAUGACUAAGACUUAGUGAGGUGGUUGCUCAUUCCAUAUGUUGAAGUUUUCAUGGCUAAUAUAUGUAGAUUGCACUCCGUGAAAGAGGCCAACUGUGGUUGUUGAAAAAGGUUGUGCCUAUGAUGUGAACUCCAUAAAAUCCUCAUGGCUUACAUCAAGCUGUUAACAAUGCCAGACAGUAUUCCAACUGCAUCAUGGGCUGUGUUUUUGUCCAGAGAAAAUGGAAUCCCCUUGUGACUAAUCUCCACUCAACGGACUAUAAUGGUAUUAGGAGUAUUAAUGUAAAGUAAGCAAUAUAGCCUAGGGUAGUCUGUUGGGCUCGUAGAGACAAAGAGGAAUACAAAACUAAUAAUAUUGUGGAGAUAAGAUGAUGUUAAAAUGGUAUCCUAUGCCAAAAAAAUUACAAUUCCCCCCCUUAUGACCUUUUUAGUAAUACUCAUGAUCUAUAACUUCCUGGCAAAGGAAGACUAUUGUAUUUUUAAAAGUUAUUAUUGAUGUCUAUUUCUUUGUCUCAUCCUGUAUGAUUUUUAGCUAGUUAAUAUCCACUUUUUUCUUUUUCUUUUUUUUUAAAAGCUUGGUUAAAUGGGUCUAUACCGAGUGUAUUUAUUAUAUUUAAUGUACUUUGUAAUAUUACAAUUUUUUUUUGUUAAAAUAUUUUAUAGCUAUAAUUGCUAAAAAACAAACAAAAAAAAAAACCUUACAAUUUUAGUCUUAAAGAGCUGAUUUGUAGAACAAUCUUCAUGUGUCUACCCUAUUUUGUUUCCUCAGGAGCUGUGAGUUUUGGCUCACCCUGACACUGGAGGCCUCAUGGAUUCCUGUGGGCUGCACUAGCCAAGCAGGGAUGUUCUCUAGAAGAUCUUUGCUUCUCUGGGGUGUCCUGCUUGCUGCUGCUCUCUCAGCUGCCAGGCCCCCUUCCAUUCUGCCAGACCAAGGUAAGCAUAUUUUUCUUUUCUUCUUAACUGGUCUUAUUUUUUUAAGGUGUCCGUCAUAACUUUACACCUAUACCAUGUCAAACAUUUUAGUAUUUUUAUUUUUGGGAAGUUCAUUAUGUGUUGGCUGUUUAACAUUCACACAUUGAAAUUAUUCUGUUUUACAAGUCUUAUCAGCAAAAUAAUUUAUCCAUUGAUACUGUUGGUUUUUGUCCCAAUUAAUUUUUGAAGCAUAUAUAAUAUAAAUUCAACUAAAUUAGUGGUGGUUAUUUUUUUUAAGUGGGGGUGGGAGAGUAAGAAAUCCUGUACUGGUCAAGGCCUGUGUGUGUGUGUGUGUGUGUGUGUGUAUAUUAUUUUUCCCUCAUAUUAUUUUUUUUUUUUUGAAUUGCAUUUCUGGGUGUUCUAUGACCUUUUUCAAACCUUUGUACCUCCCUUCUGAGUAAAUGUGGCAGGGAGGUGUCUGCCUUUUUAAUCUACUGUCUUUAAGACUGAUAAGAAAUGAUUUAUCUUGACAAUAAUAUAAAUGCCUGCAAGGUAACUGCUUCCUUGGAGCCAACCCUUUUAGUGUCUCACUAAUCUUUAACUCUGCUGCCAGUUUAAUCUACUAGAUGAGUGGUUAAAAGUGCGCUGCCAAAUGUCCCAGGUAGUUUAUCCUGUAAGUGUGUAUACAGUUUUACAUAAGGUGAGCUAAAUACUACCUGAGCUCAAAUGGUGUAUAAUUGAACAGGUUCCAAGCCCUAAGGCAUGCACAUUAUCCAACACCAACUUCCUGUGUUUUUUUUGUUUGUUUUUUGUCCUGAUGAAGGACUUGAAUUUCUAUAGCCGCAGGGUGUCUAUACUCCACUUCUGGGUAAACAGAUCACAUACUUCUCUUGACAACCCUUCUGUACAUGUACCAGAACACUGCCUCGGGUUACUGAACUUUUCUAUACACCUAAACAGAUAGGAUUUCCGGCAACGGAGAACCCGUAGGGGCCUGAAUAGAGAAAGCAAGGGUAAUGUUGUAAAACGAUGUUCUCAUCUAGAAGAACUUACAAUUAUUCAGUAUGAGUAGAAAUGUGGAAAUUGAGUAUCAUGGGAUUGAAAUGACACACCACACACAUUUAGGUUACCAUUGUGUCUAUUCCUAUUGUUAUAAUAUUAACCAGUUCAGAAACAGUGUAGGUUGCUGUAGUUCAUACUUUUGUGUCUGGCUUGCAGUGUUGUGUUCAGGAACCAAUGUGCAGACAUUAAAGGUGACUUUUUUAUUUUUUUUAUUUUCUGUAUACCAGUCAUUUUGACUACCCAUCCCAAAAAAAAAUGUCCAUCAUGGACUGCAAACAUUACUUCCUACCUCAAACAAGAAGAAUCUAGGAAUGCUUUGUGUCUAGGCUUGUGAGUAUUUGGGAGGGGAAAAGCAGUGUUCUGAAGAGGGUGAGGGGCAAGAAUAACACUUUUGGAAAGGCAUAAGGUCAGGGGCCAACUGGAAACAGCUGGGGCUCUUUUUUUUUUUUUUUUUUUUUUUUAAACUCCUUUUUGGUGGUGGUAAAGGGAUCAAAAGGGAGAGGUUAAUCCUUCAUCUGAGGACUCACAUCGUAACUAAACAGAAUUGCAAAUUUAAAGCACUCAUCCAUGCAACACCUUCCUGACCUUUACCAGCCAAUUAUUUCCCAAGGAAAGAGAAGUGGAACAGCUCUGCUUAUUGUAUCUGAAAUCAAGUGGGGGGGGGGACGACGGCAUUUAUUGGUCUUCCGUUGUGGUCCUUAAGUGGUUGGGAAUUAUGUAACAAUACUCCUGAUAGCCAGCAUAUGUUGAUCCAAAAAAUAGGUGUCAGGAGUGGGCAAUUCCACUCUGUAUGCUUUCCACAGGAGAUUUAGAUUGUAUUGCAUCUGUGACAUUGGGAAGAAAAAAGGUGAUUUGGAAAAUCCUGUUCGAAAGAUAGACCCAAGUCUGUGUCAUAAUUAAUAAGUAGUGCAUAGGCUAGUUUCUUACCAGUAGAAUACAUAUGUUAAAAUUUGGCUUUUUUUUUUUUUUUUAACCAAGCACAUACUGUAAGAUAUAAGGAAAAACUGUAUCUGGGCUGGUAACAUUUUUGAAUACUGAAGGUGUGUGUUAAAGUCCUGUACAUAAAACUACACAAUAUUAAAUGGUUGCAAACACUUAUAAUUUUAAUGCUAGCCAAUGUAAUAAAAUGUUAUAGUACGGGUUGACCAUAACUCACUCCCCUCUGCCCUCUCCUCCCUCAUUCUAAAUUUCUUUAAAAAAACAAUUCCUGAAAACUUGCUUUUCCAAGAAGGCAUUUUAAUUAAACAGUUACCAUUUCUCUCUUCCACGACUCACUCCUUUUGCAUCUUUCCUGCAUCUGUGUCCUCUAAAAAAACAAAAUAUAUAAAAACUUCAUUGUAACCUCUCCCAGCAAUAGCAACCUACUUACCUUUUACCUUUUGUGUCAUUUUACCCCUCUCCCCUUAGAAUGUUAAGCUGUUGGCUCAGAGGAGGGCACUUGCAAUGUCUUCACUAAGAACCAUAACUAGGGCUCACUGGAGGGUAUGAUAUGGCUUACAGUGAUGAAUAACUUUUUAGACCUGCUUAGCAGCAUAAGACUACACCUUAAGUCCUGCCAUAACCAUCAAUCCCCCCCCUGCUAAAUUUGUUAAGCAGUAUAUGAAGUAAACAAACUAAGCUAAUUUUUAACUAAUGACGCCAUACAAAACCAAGAUUCCACAGUUACAUGCCCUGUAGGAUCUGUGCUAAUUACUUUAAGCCAUGGCAAAUGUUGUUUAUCUAUAUCAAGGUGUUUUUCUCACUGAAUGUGUUGUUUGCAGAUCCCAGUUGCUAUUUGCACUGCUAAAUUCAUUUAAGAAGUUCACAUUACAUAAUAGACAAAUAUAUUUAUACUAUUCAUUCCUUCCUCUAUAAAUCUUGCCAACUUGAAAUCUGAAUGUUUGCCUUGUUUUUGUACUCUGCACAUAUUUGUAGUUGGGCUUUGAGGCCUAGAUGUACAUAAAUUAAUGAACCUUCCCCCAACCACUCUUCCACUGCAGACAAAAGCUGUUUACUUUUCUUUUGAGGUAUUUCCUGGGUCAGGAGGGAUAAAGGGUUUAAGUGUUUAAUGAGAAAACACAUCUUUUUAUCUCUGGAUUGUGGAAAAUGACCGGUAAAAUUGCUGUGAAAAGCUGCCUAUGCCCUAUUGGAGCACAUUUAUUUGGGAAGUAUUUCUCAUAAAGAAGUUUGUCGGGGGUUUAUGCCAUUUUUCAUUUUUAGAUUAUUGUUAUAAUAAACAAGUUUGGUUCUGUGCAGUUGGGUCAUAUUGGGGAAUCUGUAACAAACUGGUACUUGUAUUUGCGUGGGCUUUAUUUUUCAGGGGAGAUUCUCUUUUAGAUUGCAUUCACUGGGUAUAACUACUGUCAUUUCUACUCAAUAGCACAAUAUAUUUGUAAAAAUGUUUUGUACUGGUUUUCGAACUGUAUUAACUCUACACAUUUACUUAAACUCUAAACAGUAUGGGAACCAUAUGCUCAAAAACUAUACAUCACUGCAAUAUUUUAAGAUCCUUUUUUUUUUUUGUUUUUGUUUUGUCAUGGACAGCAAAAGUUGUUUGGACCUUUUGAUCAGGUGCAGUAGGGGGAGGGUGUGGCACAAAUUGAAUCACUGAUCUGACUCUUAAUAGCUACAUUACCUCCAUUCUAAGCGAAGUGUGGAUGGGAGGUUAAAGGAACAUUGUAACAUUGGUCCGAAUACAAACCUAAAGUUAGAGUAAUCUAGGGGCUAUUAUAUAGUCUCCCUAAAUCUCAAGGUGGGGGAAACAAAAAGCUUUUUACUCACCUAUCAAUCACUCUGGAGCUGCCACUCUUACCUUGUCCGAGAUCAUCAUUACUGGUGAUCUUAGCCAAUCCAAUGCUUCCCCAUUGGGAAGUGUUGGGGAGCUAGUGCACAUGUUCAACAAUCGUCUCAUAAUUGACUCAACGUCACUUUAUGGGGAGAGUUUGGUGUGUUGCUCCUGCAAAAAUUGCAGGACAACGCCAAGAAGCCUUUCUGGUGGCUGGCUCAGUGACCAUCAUUAGAGGUGGCUCUAGGCAGUAAAGUAAACCCCGCCUUUUCUUCGAAAAAGCAGUGUUUACACUGCGGAGUGAGGGGACAAUCUUUGUCCCAGAAUCACUGUAGUAGUAGUAGUAAUUCUGGUGCUUAGUGUACCUUUUUUAAAGAUCCCAUUGAUAAAUCUCCUGAUUGGUAAAACCUCUUCUUUGUACAGAGUAGCCUGUCUGCACUGGAUGUACAAAUGCUUAUUUUAUUUAAGGCAUUUUUUUUUUCAUUUUAUUUAUAUGUACAAUAUAGUGCAUAAUUGUGUUUUUUAAUAAAAUGCAGGUUUUUUUUAUUUUAUUUGAAUGAGGUUAUGCUGGUACUUUUCAAAAAAUGAGUUAAGUUUGAUAGUAUUUAAAAAUACACUUGGCAUACUGUUUGCUUUGAUCAAACACACCAGGCAAAAUAUAUAUUGGUUAGACAUUAUUCAACUUGGCUAUAUUCCAGCCUUUGGCUGUGACACAUGCUGCACUAAUGCACAAUUUAUGAGAAAAUUGAUUCCCUGUUAGUGAGGUUUAAAGCAUGUUACUGGACUGAUUGUGUUUUGCUUUAUUGCCGCAUCCUAUACAUAGUUGAAUCCUGAAACAUUAGCCACCACUCAGGUUUUUGGGAUUAGGGUACCUAUGGGCUUAUUUGUAUGCUUCAGGAAGUAGAAGGAACACAUUAAACUAGGCCCCAUUGGCAUUACUAUGGAAACCAGCCAGUGCCUGCUGCUUGGAACCAUUCACUCUCUUUUGUCUAAGUUAGGCUUUGUAUAAGGCCUUUUAUGGUAUACCCUCCAUCAGCUUAGAUUAGUUUUGCAUCCGCAUGCCUCGCUCAAUUUGCAUUUGAAAGUGGAUGUAUCUCUCCCUCCCCUCCAAAAACUGUGUAUGUAUAUAUAUUUAUUUAGAGUGUGUGUGUGUGUGUGUGUGUGUGUGUGUAAAAUACACAAGAUCUCUCAAAAUAUAGGCAUGGAAAUGCACUUGUUACUUUUUUUUUUUCUUUUUUUUUUUUUUCUCCUGUACGGUUUAUGAAUCACGUUGGAAUGAAUGCAUGCAUUUGUCUAGUCUAAAAAUAAGAUGUCAGACUGUACAGUGUUUUUCAUAAUGCUUUCCUAUGGACGCUGGCGUGCUCUCACUGUGAAAAUCGGUGAGAAGCACGCAAGCGCCUCUAGUGGCUGUCAAUGAGACGGCCACUAGAGGAUUAGGGGGAGCUAUGUUUAUGAAAAAAUGGGUUAACCCUAGCUGGACCUGGCACCCAGACCACUUCAUUAAGCUGAAGUGGUCUGGGUGCCUAGAGUGGUCCUUUAAGCAUCUAAUUUGCAUGUGGUUCAAAGAGACAAAGAUUUAAUUUCAAAGGAAGUCCUUUUUCCAGCCACUAAGAAAUCUCCUGCAGCCUGAUCACAGGAGCAAAUCAUCUUGGGAUGUUACUUAUAUUUGUUUUGAUUUUAGAAUGGUAACUCUUGUAUGAAUGUGUAUAUAUGUGUGUGUAUAUAUGUAUGUGUGUGUGUGUGUGUGUGUGUGUGUGUAUAUAUAUAUAUAUAUAUAUAUAUAUAUAUAUAUAUAUAUAUAUAUAUAUGUGUGUGUGUGUGUGUGUGUAUAUAUAUAUAUAUAUAUAUAUAUAUAUAUAUAUUUAUAACAAGCCAAAGAAAAAUCAGCACUCCCAGGAUUUGUAAAUAAGCCAAAAAAUACUUUACUCCACAGGUCAACGUUUCAGCUCCUCUUGGGAGCUUUCAUCAUUUUUUAAAUAAUUGUUUAUUAUUUGAUAUAUAUCUAAUGUUGAGAAUUUGUCAUGCUUUAGACUUUUCUAAAUUGGGACUUCCAAUCCAGGUUGUGCUGAAUCGUCCCUGUAUGAUAUGCCCUUUUCCUGUUUGGGGUAUUUAUUGGUACAAUAAGGGACUUACCUGUGUCCUUUUGUUAGAUGUUCUGUCCAAUAGGGAUUUUGGACAUAGAUGACUAUAUAGAUUUAUGGAUUGGCAUGGAGUUAAUCUUGGAUUCUAGGCACUGAUUCACUUUAAUUACUGAUAUUGUUUAUUUUUGCUUUUCACGUGAAUAUAUGCAUGUGCACUUUAUGAUUAAUUUUGGAUAGAUGUACAAUUGACUAUGAACUUGGCACAUGAUUAAGGAUACAUCCCUAUGGAUGUCUGAACAUGAAUAUCACUAUAAUUAUAUACACAUAUUGGUAAUGACAUUACUGUCUAUCUUUAUAACACCUUGUUUAAGGUCUUUUCACAGUAUGCUAAUUAUUAGUUCAGCAUGUCAUUAGUGGGUUAUUUAUAAUUUUUAUAUGAUAUGGGACCGUUAUUUGGAUCCUAGCUAUUGGUGUUGUCACUAUUGUAUCUAUAUAGAGGUGGAUAGUACCAUUACCCCUUGGUUUCGAUUGUAGGAUUUAGGGGCUUGCUCUGUAUAUGUGGUUUUUUUUCCCCUUUCUUUAGAUUUCAGUAUAGACACAGGUUACAGCUCUAAUUUCUUCCUCGGUGGAGGACAGAUGUAGAGACCGGAAUAUCUAAGUUAGAUGCGCAUGCGUCCGGUAUUACUAUGACUACGGACGACGCAGCCAUUCAGGAAGUAACUGAGGAGAUCGUGGUUAGACACAAUGGCGUCCCGAUCUCCAUGGCAACGUAAUGAACCUGGUGAUGUCACGUAUAUCACGUGACGGCGUGAGCAGGAAGUGGGGAAAUGCCGGGAAUUGAUAGCGUUUGAGCGGACGCCCGAGAGGAAGGGAGGUUCUCCAUCAGCACACCUGGAUUGUGAGUUUUAAUUGGAUUUAUGUCCUUAUUUAAGCUGUGUUGUUUUUCAUUCAUGUUUUGUAUGCUGUCCUGAUGAAAGCUCCCAAGAGUAGCUGAAACGUUGACCUGUGGAGUAAAGUAUUUUUUGGCUUAUUUACAAAUCCUGGGAGUGCUGAUUUUUCUUUGGCUUGUUAUUUAUUGUGCAAUCGAGCACCGGGUUCUAUUUCAUGUUUGGUAGGAGUGCAAGGCUUUCUUUUGAGAUUAUAUAUAUAUAUAUAUAUAUAUAUAUAUAUAUAUAUAUAUAUAUAUAUAUAUAUAUAUAUAUAUAUAUAUAUAUAUAUAUAUAUAUAUAGAUAGAUAGAUAGAUAGAUAUAGAUAUAUAUUUCCUUAAAGGUCAAUCUUAACUAAAGUAUUUUGUCAUUGGUAAAAUUAUCAGUGUUAAUCACGUAUUCCUUUAAAUCUUUUAAAUCUUGCCUGCUAACAAACCAUGCCAUUGGUAAUCACUUUCUCAUUGUUAAAUACUGCAGGAAGAGCUAUUUUUAUGGAUUUGGUAAUGCAGGUGUUAAAGACGAAUACCAGUAAGUCUGGUGAUGACUAGCACAUGUGUCAUCAAAUCAUUGAUUAGAUCUGUUGCUUUCCCUUUACGAACAACCUUUGUAUUGCUAGUCUUUUUAUACUGAACUUUAAAGUUAUGGUUAUCUUCCUACCACAAAGGUAGGUGAACAUAAAGCCUAUACAUGGUACUUGUGAAGUGAUCUCCAAGUGUAUAUGUUAAAGGAACAUUUGGACCACCUUAAACACUUUAUGCGAUGUAAUGCUUAUGGUAGAGACACAGUGUGCUGUGCUGAGAGCACAGUAAUAGAAAUCUCUAAUUUUUGGUGCGUCUGACGCAGGUAAAAUUCUCGUUCCAGUCGAUUCCCAAAAGCCUCUGUCUUUUGGACGGCUGAAUAAACCAAUUAUACCUUCAUGCCCUGCCGUGAUCCCAAUAUAAGUAGUCAAAUCGUUUUUAGAAAGGUUAACUUUUAUUUGCCGGGUACCAAUCUCUCGCCAUUAGUCUUCAGAGAGCCAACAUCUCACUGCCUGAGCAAUGCCUAGAGGUGCAGGCCCUGGAUCAUUGGCUGAGAGCAAUUUACCAACAAGCAGUGCUUUUCUCGGGGAACCUUACAGAAGCUCCUAAUCUUCCAGCUCUCUGAAAGCUGUAGGUGAGCAUUGCCUGCAGACCCUGUUAAGUCAAGCCAUUUUAAAAUGAGUGAACAACUUAUAAGGAAUAUGGGGAUCCAGAAGUGGUGUCAAGCUAAGAUGCUCAUCUGAAGACUGUAUCUGCCUCACUGAAUAUGGCUGUAACAGCUCUGUGCAGCUGUGUCCAUAUUUUACUCAUUACACAGUCCUACAAAAUGUUCCUUAUGGUUGGGCUUUUUAUUUUAUUUAUUUUUUUUAAAUAACAUACGAAUAUUAACUUAGCAGUAAGGGUAUAGUCAAUACCUUGUUAAACACAGAUCUGCAACUAUUAGUCAAGUCAUAAGAGCUUUCAAAUUUGCAGUGAUGUUACUACUGCAAGGGAUUCUGGGUGGGAAUAUUCAAAUUCGUUGAACAAAGCAUCACUUGUGUUUUUUUUGUUUUUGUUUUUUUUCCCCCUCUUUAUGCCAUUUUAAACAUGGAUUCCUUAAUGUUUGUUUGCUGUGAAGUUUUUCAGGCAAAUUGAUAUGGUGUGGGGUGGGGUGGGGGGGGAGAAGAAGAAGAAAGUUAUUGAAAACCCCUUCCACCUGAAGUCUGUGGAUAGACAAGUAACAUAGGUGUGUCUUUUUAAAAUGUACCCCUAUAGACUAGACUAGAAUUAGGAAUGCGUGUGUGGUGUGGCCAGGGGAGGUGCUGUUCUGAAAAACUUCAGGUGAUUUAAUUCAAUGCUUUCCUAUGGGGAGGCCUGUGUGUCUCUCGCCACACAUUAGGUUCCCCCUAGUGAUGACAUUGGAGGAGGCAGGGACAAACCCAGCGCUAAGGUUCCUGGAAUAAGGUAAAUGGUUAAAAAGGGGUGUGGGUUUUUAUUUUUUUACCCUUUGAUAGCUGGAGGGGGGCUUGGGGCAGAAUCCCUAGUGUUGAGCACACAAUACACAUCAAACCAAUCCUCCUAAAAAAGGUCCCCUAUUUUGAGCCCAAAUCCCCCUGUCCCUCAUUUCUAUCCUAAUGUCCCACUUCUCUAGGAACUCCAGAUUGUUGGUGUGCGAGUGUAUAGUAGAGCUUUAUAAAGCUGUAUUCCUGUAUUUUUCCAUUGCUUGGAUAUUUAAUUUUGAAUAUUGGUAAGUUGCAAUUUUUAUUAUUUUUCUUAAUUUUCUAUACUGACUUCUUUAUUUCUGUAUUUCAUUGCCAUGAGUUCUUUCUUUUUAUUUUCCUUGCACCCUUUGCCCUGCUCUGUGAAGCAAGCAGCUGGGUUAAACAUUAUCAGAGGUGGGUAGGGUAAAUGGUUCACAGGCUCUUGUUAUGUAUAAUCUAGGUUAAUGAAGUAUUCUGGUGUUUAGUGAUACAGAAAUCCUCCUCUUAAUAAACUGAAGUGAUGGGAGGUUCAUAAAGCGCAGCUGUGUUCUUCUAGAACAGGAGGUUUAGUUGGAAUUAAAAGGAGCGUUUUCAAGUAUAUGUUAAGUUUGAGGUGUUGUAGGGGUUCAUGGUUUUCACUUUCUCACAAAUGGCAAUGUUUACAUUUUUCAGACUAGAGACCUGGUCGGUGCACCAAAACCACUGCAUUAAGAGAUGCAGGGAUUUUUGGAGUUUAGUGUGUCGUUUAAAAAAUGUUUUGUGUUUUUUUUUUUUUUGUUUGUUUUUUUUUUUAAAUUGCAAUACAGUUCUUUGGUGUCACUCUUUUUCACAUUAAAGGAUUAAUGUGUAAUUGCUAGAGGAGCCAUAAGUCUGUCAACCAUUGUCUCCCCCGCUUCGCUGAACUCCCCAGUCUGGAUGGCUGUAGUAUGGUAAACACACAGGUAUGCAAACUCUUAUGCACAUAUUCCAUAUGUACACGGUUUAAUAAACUGCUGUAGCAAAAAUCAUGUCAUCAGCAUUUUGUCUAAUAUUUAUAGUGGAGUACUGCUAAAAGGAAUGUUGUGGAAUGAAGUCUUUCAUAAAUCUUCAUGUAGGCUUGCUUUAUUUUGACACUUCAAAUAGGGGCCUCUUAGUUGCUGGAUAACUACUACAAACUCAGGAAAACCUUUUACAGUACACCUCGUCUAUGCCAUAUUUCUCAACAUUUUACAGAGAAGUACCCCUGAAGGCCCCGAAAAAAUCUUAAGUACCCCUGCCUUGAGAAAGUAAUUUCUAUUGAUUUUGAAUUCCAAAUGAAACUGAGAACAAGCCUGAUUAAAUGUAGUAAAUAAUAUUUUUAAAAUAAAUAAAACAUAAUGUAAAUAUUAUACAUAAUGUAUGAAUAUUAAUCUGAAGUAAAGUCACAAAAUAAAAAAAAUACACACAUAACUUGUACACUGACACACAAACCUUCUCACAGACUGGCAAAUUCUAUAUCUAUCACACACUUUUUUACUAGAUCACCAAGACUUGUACAUGGUCUACUACAAUCAUAAAAAUGAAUCAACCUGCAGCAAAACCCUGUCGUGCGUUUUUUUUUUUUAUCUUUGCUGUGUUCUGUCUUAUUUGCCCCAGAGAGUUAAGGCAAACAGAAGUAGAGUUCUUCCAUAGAGUUUUUCUUGGUCAAAAUGUCACUGCUACACUGAAAUGUGAGCAAUUUAUUAAUCCAUUAAGGACCAUGUGUUAAACGGCUUUUUCAAUCAAAGGUAUAGGCUAGUGCAGAGAUAUGUAAUCCCCCUCAACUCUUGUACAGUGAUGUGUGUAAUCUGCUCCUCUGCUUUGUUAAUGUUCAAAUCUUUUACCGUCCGUAUCAUUCUGGAAACGUCUAGUUCUGUAACUUUCUGAUGAUGUAGGGGGUGGAGGGAAGCAGGAGUGAAAUUUUUCUCAACUCCUGCAAAAAGAUCGCAUGGCGAGCUGCUGUGAAUCCAUACAGCCCUUAAAACCUGUAAAAUCAAUCUGUGUUUGCGUUAUCAGAGUUUGAAGAGGUUUCUGUUAGUCACUGUAUCGGAGCCUUAUUGUAUACGUGGAUAUAUUCAGGAUUGCUAGAGGGGUUGCGUAUGUGUGGAAAAUAUAUAAUAAAAUUGAAAUAAAUUACAAGAUGCAUGUUUAAAGGAGCACAAUAGUGCCAGGAAAACAAGUUUUACUGGCGCAAUAGGGUCAUUAGGUUCCCUCCACUGUCAGGGCCCCACUCCCGCUGGGCUUAAUGGGUUAAAACUCCUUCAGCCACUUACCUUUCUCCAGCGCCGGUCUACCUCUGUGCUGGGAACUCUCCACCACCCGUCGACGUCAGAUCCGAAUGCGCGGCAAGAGCCGUGCGCACAGUCAAACAGCCCAUAGGAAAGCAUUAUUUUCACAGUGAGAAUUGCAGAAGCGGCUGUCUGGGAGACAGCCAAUAGAGGGUGGAUUAACCUUCAGUGUUAAAAUAGCAAUUUCUCUGAAACGGUUUUCAGCUUCAGGGUUAAAACUUAGAGGGACCUGGCACCCAGACCACUUCAUUUGAGCUGAAGUGGUCUAGGUGCUUAUAGUGGUCAUUUAAGAUAUACACUGUGUCAAUAACCUGAGGAGACCCUCAGGGUGGUAUUAUUUUGCAGUAAUAGAGUAUCGUUGGUGUUGGUAUUAAGGUACUGUAAAUAUAAAGAGAUAAUGUUUAAAGUAGUGCUAGGGCUUAUGUUUUGUGUAAGGAUAAUGAUUGUAGAGAUUAAUGUGAAGUAUUGGGCUGUAGUGGUUAAAGGACAACUAUACUAAUAGCCACAUUGUGAUAUAAACAUUCCAGUGCUGCCUGCAAUUAGUGGAAAUUAGUCCUGAGCGAGGGCUAUUUCAUCUGUCAUUGUUAAAGUGGUAGCUGUUCAGGAGUGUAGCUCCCACUAAUCUGAGGCAGAUUGGGAUUUGUAUGUCCCAUUUUUGUCUAAUAUUAGGGGACCCCAUGACCACUUGAAACUGAUCUGGGCAGUCUUAUUUGUUCAUUAUUGUGAAGAUAACGUUACUAUCGGUGUACUACAUUAUUCUAAAGCUUUUAUCUGCAGGAUUUUCUUUUUUUUUUUUUCUUUUCAUGACUGAGAUGUUUUAAAAUAAUGUUCUCUAUUGAACGAACUCCCAGAGGACCAAUUGCAUGCAUUUGACUUCCUCUCUGAUCCUUGUAGGACAAGAAUGUCGAGUUUACUUCCUAUUGCUUCACUCAGAGUGACAAGGGGAAGUUAUUGAGCCACAUUGGUUGGUGGUUAGAAGACGAUAUGAAUGACCCCAUAUGUUUUUUUGUAAAUAACAUUUGGGCGCUUUUAAAAAUGCAGCAAACGGCCAUACUUCUCGUAUAGUUGUUUUGACAGCCAUUGGGAAUUGUCAGAAUCUCAAACCAGGAGUAGCACUUUUACAAUGCCAACCACAAGUAAUCAGGGCAUUCACAGCUUGUUAAAGGAACACUAUAGUCACUUAAAUUACUUUAGCUAAAUAAAGCAGUUUUAGUGUAUAGAUCAUUCCCCUGCAACUUCACUGCUCAAUUCACUGUCAUUUAGGAGUUAAAUCACUUUGUUUCUGUUUAUGCAGCCCUAGCCACACCUCCCCUGGCUAUGAUUGACAGAGCCUGCAUAAAAAAAAAAACUGGUUUCACUUUCAAACAGAAGUAAUUUACCUUAAAUAAUUGUAUCUCAAUCUCUAAAUUGAACUUUAAUCACAUACAGGAGGCUCUUGCAGGGUCUAGCAAGCUAUUAACAUAGCAGGGGAUAAGAAAAUCUUAAUUAAACAGAACUUGCAAUAAAGAAAGCCUAAAUAGGGCUCUCUUUACAGGAAGUGUUUAUGGAAGGCUGUGCAAGUCACAUGCAGGGAGGUGUGACUAGGGUUCAUAAACAAAGGGAUUUAACUCCUAAAUGGCAGAGGAUUGAGCAGUGAGGCUGCAGGGGCAUGUUCUAUACACCAAAACUGCUUCAUUAAGCUAAAGUUGUUCAGGUGACUAUAGUGUCCCUUUAAAUGUAAAAUAAAUAAAUGUAGUCAAACAAUUUUAAGAGCUGAUCAUGACCUUCGUUUCUAGGAGUUCUGUAUUAUCGGGGUGUUUUGAAUGUGUAAUAGACCUCCGCAGCAAUAAUACUCAUUAAAGUGCCUUUAAACUGUAACUAACUUUAAGAAUCUGUCUGUGUGGAUGCACUGUUUUGUUCUAAAUUGCAUUUUAGUUGCAUAAAUUGUUAAGUCACUUAAAAAUUGUUUGUCAGAACUUUCCCUUGUACUACUCCCAUAUAAUACCCCUAAAAUGAAAGUGAACCUCGUGAUCCAUUUGAAAUACUAGAAGGUAUGUGAUUUGCAUUGAGGGGCAGUUCAGGAUGCACAGGGAUUUGGAAUAGCAUGCAGAUAACUCGUUAUCCUCCCCACCCCAGUUUACUCCAAACUGUGUUACCACCACUUUUUAUAUCCUUUAUUUAAAAACUGAUCACUGACCUGGAAUUUUUUUGCCCCAAGUUCUGGAAGUCUGUGUAUUUGUGUCCCAGGGGACGCUGCGAAUAAUGAAGUAUCCUUUAACAUCUAAACAAAACUUGUUUGGAUCAAGUGUGCACCUUCCUGUGGAGGAUGCUUUUCCACCAUUAAAACAACCCAGAGGGCAAAAUAUGUCAGCCUGUAUACCUGCACAUAAAUGCAUUUCUCUGUCUACGGACAACAAGUAUCUCUGUAAAAUAGUGAACGCUCACCAUAUUGAAACACUAGAUUUAUAUAUUCCAGUGCAUAUGCAUGUAUGUCCUAAAAAACCUACCCUAAACCAAUCUGUGUCUGUGUUUUAUUUUUUGCUUGCCAUUUUUAGUUGGCCAAGCCACGAAAUUAUUUGUAAUGCAUUAAAAAUGUGUAUAUUGUCUCAUGAGGAGUAUUUGCAUCAAAUCAUCUGCAGCAGGGAUAAGUGGCCAGUCCAUGACAUUAGAUUUUUCAGUGAAUGCAAUCAUCAAAUGUGAUUUGUCCAUACUUGGGCUUUGUAGAUUAGUAGUGUAUUUAAAAAAAAAAAAAAUUAUAAAGAAUUUGGAAGACCUUUUAUCAUUUCGUUAAAUUGCCCUGUAUUAAUGGUUUGUUUUGUGUUUUGGUUUUCUAUUGUAGACACUGCAUAUUUUCUUUUGUCUAAUGACAUAGUUGCUUAGCUCAUAAAUAGCUUGUAUUUCGUAUCAUUGGAUUUUUCCCCAGAGUUUACGCCUCACAUUUGAUAUGACAUGCCAGGGGCAGUUCUGAAAUUAAAUUCUACUUUGUCCAUCUUGAAAUCUGAGCUUAGCGCCAUUAUUUAAACGUGUCGCCCCAAGCAAAUUUGAGCUCCUAAGUUUAAUUUAUCCUACAGAUCUUCGGUCAGAAGGAGAAAACAAAUUGAUUUAAUAUUUGUGCAUUGGUGUUCUAUUAAAGAAAAGAAAAAGUGUAUGUACACUGAGAUACUCUAAUAGCUUGUUGUCUUACUAAAUAACACUGGUAAUGACGUUGCCUAGUAACACAUCACAUUUUUAAAUUUUUAUAUGAAAUCUUUUUUUUUUUUCUUAAGAGAACAGCCCAUUCAGGGGUAAUAAAGAAAAGAUCUAUUUAAAGAGGCACUUUACUAUGCUGUAUCCUUCAGCCCCCUUAUAAGUUAGAUUUAUAUAUGCAAUAGCCAUGGGGGAGCGGGACAAAGGCUAUAAAUGUUUGAGGGAAAUUUUCUACUAUGUGGUUACAGAUUUUAAGAAAAGGGGGAAAAAUGUUUUUGUGUUUUUUUUUUUUGUUUGUUUGUUUUUGUGUUGGUUCCCCACAAACCUUGGUAGGUAUAAACAUCUUUAUAUAGUGUGGUGUGUUAUACUCAUCUGUGUGAGACAUCUCUUUCAAGAGCUUGCUUGAAAUGGAUGAGUGCACAACCAGUUGCCUCUAAUUAAACACACACUCUUUUCCUAUGUGCAAAUCUUGCUUUUCAUUUACUUUUACAACUGCAAACAUAAGACUGUAAUGCUUACACCAAUGGUACCUUUCCACAUAAGUUGUGUGUGUGUGUGUGUAUAAUAGAAAGUAUUGGGAAGUGUAUAUACAUUUUUGCAGACUGUGUGGUUUUUUUUUUAUUUUUUUUUAUUUUUUAAUAAAUUGAGGGGAUGAUGUAUGUUGACCUAAUAACGAGAAAUGGAGAAUUGUCACACGCACACACGCAUAUUUGGCUAUGCUCCCCUGGAAAACUAUCAGCCAUGACUACAGCUAAUUUAUUACCCAGUGCUGUGGUGGAAGUAGUUGUAAUGGCACAGGCAAGCAGUGAUGCUCAAACAUCUACGGACUAAAACACCUUAUACUUAGCAUACUUAGCAUGGUUCCAAAUGUAGAAGAUGUACAUGCAGUGACAGGUUUUAUAUACUGUUGCCUGUAAAGAAUUCUUGACUUCUUUUUUCGGAUUUCUUCUUCCUCCCCACCCCCAAAUUAAUACACUGCUGUGUGUGGUUUUAAGAUCAUAAAAAUAAAUGUCUCUGAGAAUGAAAAGUAGCCAGUAUUGGUGUGAUGUAUGUUUUUGUUAUUUGUUUGUUUUUCAGUCUCUACAACAGUGGGAAAAUGAAAUAAAAAUUAGAGAUUAUAGUGCCAGGAAUGCCCUCCGGAGGAAGUAGUCAAACUGUUAAAGGGACACUAGAGGCACCCAGACCAUUAUAUCUUAAUUAAGUGGUCUGGAAGCCAUGUUCCCCCAUUUUAACCCUGCAAGUUAAAACUUUGUUGUUGUGCAAUGUUUUCAUUGCAUGAUUUAAAAACCUCUAGUGUAAAACUCUUUUUCAAAUAGUUUCAUAGACUAUCUGACAGGCGCAUCCCUGCAUAUUGCUGUACAUGCGCACUAGCCUCCCAAUGCUUUCUCAAUGGUCUUGGCCAAGGAGGCAGAGCUUCUUUUUACUCCCAAUAGGUUGGGGAUGGGGAUUUUAACGGUAAUAAGGGCACUAUAAAGUUAGGAAUACACAUUUGUAUAGUGUUCCUUUUAAGAACACACUGCUGACAGAAACGUCUGGCUAUUUAGGGCCACAGUCAUCUGCGCACUAACACUCUCUCAGCUACCGUGUAGCUAACUGGAAGCUCAUUGGCUUCUGGUGGCAGUGUGCACCAGCUAAGUUGUGAAACAACUCAAUAGUUUGACUCCCUACUCUGUGAGAGUGCUAGAUCCAGGCAAACCAUGACAGCGGUUAUAAGGUUUAGAGUGUUCAUUUAUUUUUUGGGCUUAUUUCUGUGAUGAAUAUUGUACUCCCAAUCUUGUUGGUCUGACAGAUGACCUCUGGUAUAUGUGUGGCUUUUUCCCUCCUUUUUUUUUCCUUUUAACUUCUUAACUAUUUAACUGUACUUUGACUCUUCACUGUACUGUUGGACUCUGACCCCAUGAUGUAUAAAACAUUCAGGGGGUAAAGGUCUAAUAUUAUAAUCUUGUCUAAUACCGGCUCUAGCAGACAAUAACUAUACCUGCUAAACUCUACUGUUAAUCCACUACUCCUAUAAUUCAUUGGAUAUCUACAAGUGGCUAUAACUGACCUACGUUUAUUAUGUGUUUUAUUUAUAUGUAUGUUACAUAGUUAUGUUUUGCCUUUAAAACAACUGUUUCAGUGAAUCAAAUGAAAUGUGCACACUCAGAAAUGUUAUUUAUUUUUAAUGUAUUGGUUAUUUGCCCAUUAGUUUCUUUUGUUGCAACUAUCUUCCAAAUACUGGAGGGGUGGAGAUUAUUUGCUUGUGGCUGGCUGGUUGAAUUCUCUGUAUUGAAACUUAUCUGGUUCAUUUUGGUGGCAGUUUGAUGAACUGUGGAGGAUCGUAAAAGUAUGUUUGUGGGUUGUUUUUUUUUGUUUUUUUAAUUUAUAUUUUUUUUGUGUAGUGAACAUACAUAGUUUGUACUGAGAGUUUAUCGGCGUUCAAUUUUGUAUAAUGUGCAUCUGGCUAUAAAUGGGUAGACAAAAAAUGGAGUUCUGUGCAUCAAGUAGGUAGUGCACACCCAGGUGCUACUGCAGUUUAUUAGAGGACACAAUAUAAACAAUAAUUUUUAUAUAGUGUUUAUAUUGUGUCCACUAAUAAACUGCAGUAGCACCUGGGUGUUUUUUUUUUUUUUUGUCUACCUGCUUGUUACACUGUUGGAACUACAAUAAUGAGACCCUGCAGCUCGGAUUUAACUGUUCAUUACUGUGUUCUUUAUCUUUGAUAAUCGGUGGGCAUCACUGAUGCCUCUGCCUCAUCCUAUGCAUAGUGAUCUGGCUAUAAAUUGGGGGGGAGGGGGAGGAGAGGAAAAGAUGUAAUGAUGGUGUUUGAUAGACCUCAGCCACCAGUUCCUCCUGCUCUUUGACCUCUUAGUCCAUAUCUGUCACUCCGUUGGGUAGCACAAUCCAUUGUAAGCCAGAGCUGGCUAUUUAUGUCAGAUUUCCAGAAAGGGCUCCUCAUUCAAUAACUAAUUGACAAGGCUAUGUUUGAGAUGGAACAGGCUUUCCUAUUUGUUUCUGCCUGUUCCACAUGAAUUUGCUCUUGCAAAGUGGCCCUUACACUUUAUCUUUAUGGACUCUGAUAAGGGCAAGGGAAAGAAAACACCUGGAUUUCUUCAAGGGGAGUGUUUGUCAAACACAUGUAAUUAAUGUUUUACCAUUACAAUACAAUGGUUAAAUGUUUGCCGUUACUGUUUGACAGGCAUGGUAGGACUGGGUUUUUUUUUAUUUAUUUUUUUUAAGAAAAAUAAAAAUUGCAUAGUACCUUUUUUUAUUUUAUUUAGAUUUAUUUUAUUAAUUGCUAUCCUGAAUUCCUUCUGUUAAAUAUAGGACCUUGAGAUGACUAGUUUUAGGGGUAUUUUGUGUUUGGUGUUUUUGUUUUUAUAGGUUUGUGCGGUGUGUGUGUGUGUGUGUGUGUGUGUGUUUGGUUUUAUUUGCAGCAUGAGAGCUAGCAACAAAAUUUCCAUUUUAUUUAGUGUGUAAAUAUUGUAAUGUCUGUAUCUGAUAUAUAUUCUACAUCUGAGUAAGAGCUGGAAUCCUGUGAAAUUUGUCAAGAUGAAGGAAAGAAAAUGUAAUUUACUGCCUUUUGUAAUUUCUUAAAUAUUAUAUAUUUUGUCACAAUGUAAAUUGUUAGAAUCUGCUUUUUCAUUUUUGUGCUUGUGCACAUGUUUCACGCCCCUGUGUGUGUGUGUGUGUCUCCCCGAAUAUUGAGUUGGUCCUUUGUGUUUUGUGUUUUUGGUUUUCUUUCCCCAUCUCCCUCUUGUUGGCAAUCAGCAAUGGCACAUAAUCAUCUCGAAGAGAAGAGAAUUUGGCCACAUUAUUUGCAGUUGGCAAAGUGUUGUGUGUGUGUGUGUGUGGUUUUUUUUUUUUUGUGUGUGUGCUUAAAGUAUCCCUUUUUAUGAUGUGCCACAUUCAGGAUACAUUUCCCUUCAAUAUAUAUUAAAAAUGUGUUGAAAAAAAAGUUUCUACUGCAUGAUUAAACCUUGUCAAUUGGUUUCAUUAGAAGUGUGUAUGUGUGUGUGUGUAUUUAUUUCUAAUUAACCCAAUUGACAAGGUUUAAUCCUGCAAUACGCUAUAUUUAUAUUCUAUUAUACUCCCCUCCCCCAACAAACUGUGUAACCAAAAAAAAACUAUCAAGAGUUAAAGAAAAAUCCUUGUGCUCUUCCUUUAAAAGUAGACUGGAUAAGGCUUCUCAUACAAUAAUGAAGAAUGAUCCCUGUCUGGAAAUUUGAGAACUUAUGGAACAUUGCAACCAAAAAAGUAAUAGAUUAGUGUUAAAGGAAAUGCAUUCAGGUACUCUAGAUAUUGAAUUAGAUAGGAAAGGUGGGCAGGGCUUCUGUUCUAUUUUCCACCUUGUAUGAUAGGAGCAUGUGCUAUAUGGAAUUGAUAUUGUGAUGUGUCCUUUCAGUGCUAACAAACUAAUUACCACUCGUAUUCUCUGCUUGGCUACUUGCCUGUAAAAUAUUGAGCUGUUCUUCACCCAUGAAGCAUCUGCCUCCUAGUAUUUACUUUUUUUUUUUUUUUUUAUCAUCAUCCUUGGUGACAUUCCUUAUUGUCCAUGAAAGAUUGACACAGGAUGGAAACAUUCCAAAUGAUAUGUUGGCACCAACUAUUUACAGAUUAUAUGUUAGGGCUUUUUACCUAAUGUACCUUUAACUCACCUGGCCUUGAUAGGUUGAGCCAUACCUUACAAAAGGUAUCCUGCAAUAUUCUGUCAUUUCAAGCCCCAUUACAAAUCAUCUUGCAUUGUGAAGAGAAGUGGAUCUUAUCUUACUAAAAGAUUUCAUGGUUUUUUUUUUUGUGAAGGACCAAGCUAAAAUUCGUUUUAGCUUUGAUUUAUAAUGGUCAUUAAGAACUUUUUAUUAACGGUCACUGUUCUAAUGACCUAUCCAAACCAGUAUUAUCCAUCCUUUAAAAGCCACGACUUGGAUUACAUUUUAUAUUCCAUAAAUAUUUUAAAAAUUUUAUUUUUAUUUUUAAUUCGGAUUUUUAUUUAUUUUUAUUUUUCUCUCAGUUGCCCCAGAAUCCAAACCAGAAAUGGAAUCGUAUUUGACCCGUCCCGGAGAUGUGAUAAUUUUACAGUGCAGGCUUCGAGAGGAUGUUCAGAGCAUCAGCUGGGUGAAAAAUGGUGAUCAGCUUUUGGAGACUAACCACACGCUUAUAACAGGGGAGGCAAUCCAAAUUCUCGACGCAAGGCUGGAGGACUCUGGGUUAUAUGCCUGUGUUACUAGCGGUCCAUCUGGAACGGAUACAGUUUUAUUCAAAGUUAAUGUAUCAGGUUUGUAGAUGUGUGGUGUUCAUGUCCGGUAUCACUUCAAAUGGGCAUUUUGUAGGUAGAGUAACCUCAACUGCUAUGUUUAUUUUAAUUUGAGGUUUUAUACUUUUGAUCUAUGUUCUGAAGCUUUCAAAAGCUAAUAGCUAACUGGGCCAAAACUUUCCAUUGCCUCUAUUUUGAUGUAGCCUUGAAUGAAACAUUCACUUUUAAAGGCCAACCCGUAUGCACUCUGGUGGCUGUGUAUUUGAGGAGAAGCUGGUAAACUUGUCAAGUGCGAACAAUCUGAAUGACACCAGUGAAAUGAUCCGCUGAAUUAAGGGGUCAACAAUGUGGUAAAUCCAUUGUAGGCUCUGUAUAAUACAAUAGCAAUGUGACCUACUGUGCCUCCAUUUUUGGGUACAAUGUAUCCCAAUUUUCAGUGAUAACGAACGGAUAGUUUGCUAAAUACAUGAGGUCUGUACUGAUGAACAGUUUGACACCUGUUUUAUAGCUGGAAGUAGUGAUGUCCCGAACGGUUCGCCGCUGACUCAUCAUUGAGUAAACUUUGACCCUGUACCUCAGUCAGCAGACACAUUCCAGCCAAUCAGCAGCAGACCCUCCCUCCCAGACACUCCCACCUCCUGGACAGCAUCCAUUUUGAAGCUGCAUUCUUAGUGAGCUGUCCAGGAGGAGGGAGGGUCUGCUGCUGAUUGGCUGUAAUGUGUCUGCUGACUGUGAGGUACAGGGUCAAAGUUUACUCAAUGAUGAGUUCGUGGCGAACUGCUCGGGACAUCACUAGCUGGAAGGGAACACAAUCCUUGUCACUUCAUGAGUAAUGUUAAAGUUAAGUAAUACAUUGUUUUGUUGUUUUAGUCAGUUUGGAAGACCUAUUAUCAACAUAUAUCUUGAGGUUUCUGAAAGUAUUUGUGGAAUUAUGUUUUUGGUCGCUGCAUUCUAAUCACACCAUGUGUUUCUAGCCAUCCAUUUUAUCUUGAAGAGGUUGUCACACACAAUAUAUUUAUUUUUAUAUGCUUUUAUGGAAUAUAUUCACAUAAAUAAGACCUAUAACACAUUAACAACACACCAUUUACAUAAAAGGUGACUAGAUAAGAUUAGAAAAAAUAAUCUAUAAAUUUAGAUGUCCUUUGCAUGGUCUGCUUUUAUAAAGCAUAUUACACAGGAAUUUUGUUUUCUUCACUUUGGUGCACUUUAUUUUGUUUCCCCUCAUUUAUGAAUUCCUUUCAUAAGUCUACAAAAUCUGUUAGUCAGAGAAAACGUUUCUUGUAUUCCAACCCCCUUCCUGACUCUGUGCUCUCUGCUGUGCAUGUGCUCUACUUCUUUAUAACGGGAGGGCAAAACAUUGUGUUUUGAGUACUAUUAUUAUUAUUAUUAUUACCAUUUAUAUAGCGCCAACAGAUUCCGUAGUGCUUUACAAUAUUAUGGGGGGGCGGGGGGAAAUUUAACUAUAAACAGGACAAUUACAAGAAAACUUACAGGAACGAUAGGUUGAAGAGGACCCUGCUCAAACGUUCUAUAGGACGAUUGAGGGAUUUCAUUCAAAUAAAGCAAGCCCAUGCAUGCAUGUGGCCUCAGUUUAUCCUUGAUUGGAGGUAACACAGCAUGUGCUUGUAAUAUAGGUUUGUGCAUAUGCAGUGUGUCCUGCAGGGCCUAGUUUCGCAACCUGUAGUGCACAUACCUCAGCUGUUACUUGCCACAAAGGCAGAGGAUACGUCAAGAUGUGGGCAGCUGGGUUGUAUGGAGACAAAGACAUCAAUGGAGCUUUAUGAUAUUCCAGCACUGUUCCUUCACGUGCCCUGCAAGCUGUUUUGUCAUUCCAGGCACGGCAUCGCCAAACCACAGAAGGGAGCUGUGCUGGAAUGGCAUGAAAAUUACACAAGCCCCACACUGGACCCCAGGGAAAGCAUACACUCCAGCUCUUCUAAAGUUAGGCUGGGUGGACUUAAAUAAAAGUACUAAAAAAACAAUUUGUGUGUCUGUCAGUGAUAGUGUGAAAUCAGUGAAUGUGUGUGUGCCAGUGUGCGUGCCAGUGUGCGUUACAGGAAAGGGCUAACACGAAGGAGUUAUGCCACAGGUGGUGAUGGGUGCCCUCCUCCAGCACAUUAUUGCAGUGCAUUAAAGGGACACUAUAUAGUCACCAGUGCAACUACAUGUAUUCCUGACCCUAUAGUGUUAACACGACCAUCUAGCCCCUCAUGCCUCCAUAAAUAUAGUAAAAAUCUUACUGUAUUCAAGCCAGAAGCUGUAAAUCUGCAUGCUGUUAUACUCCCGAAUAACAAGCAGUCUGCUGACAUGUGAUGGCCUGAUCCAAUCACAGUGCUUUCCCAUAGGGUUGGCUGAGACUGACAAGGAGGCAGAUCAGGGGCAGAGCCAGCAUGAUUCAAACACAGCCCUGGCCAAUCAGCAUCUCCUCAUAGAGAUGAAUUGAAUCAAUGAAUCUCUAUGAGGAAAGUUCAGUGUCUGCAUGCAGUGGGGGGAGAUACUGAAUCACAGGAUGCUCGUGCACAGCAGAUCUGAGUGGAUGGAGGCAUAUUAUGCCUUCCUCAAUUCCGAAGUUUCUUUUACUCUCUCUCCAAUAUGCACAUAUCCAUAAGUGACUUGUUUCUGGGAAGUUACUACAGUCUAUGUUCCUUGGAGUGGAUAUGGAAUUGUUGACAUGUCGCCUAUGAAGCAUCGUGGCACAUGCUUACUAAAAUCUAAUUGGUGCAAUUUUAAAGAGAAUUCAGAAAGGGUAUUUUUUUAUUUUUUGUCCCCAAAUAAAAAAAAAAAUGGAGUUUGCAGAAAGCAAGACAACCCAGAUUUGCUUCUAUGUCUGCAUUCUGAGCAAAACCACAUUAAGACUCAUUGAGGUCGUAUAAAUAGUAAUUUGGGAGCAAAUUUUUUAAAAGUGGAGUUAUUGACAUGGACAAAAUCAUAAUUCAUAUAUAAGCUCCAUUAAGCCACCUAUAUAGUUACUCUACAAAAUGUGUAUCCCUGAAAGCACAAUGCUAUUUAUACUGUGAAAUUAAGAAUGGUUUUCAGUUAGAGUAACCCUUACUGGCAUGGUGCAUCCCACUUCGUUAAAUAAAGGAAAGCUCCCAUGACGCCAUUGAUCAUGUGUCUCCAGGAUGCUAUGCAUGCUGACGGGCACCAAAUAUGCACGUAAUUGACUUUAGCCAGCCUAAAACUCGUUCUGGGUUUGCUAAUGAUGCUGCUCAUGUAGCUUCAAAGCACCACUUCAAAUCACUGAACACAUUAUUUUUCUGGUCCCAUUGGAACUUUUUUUUUUUUCUUCCCAGGUGUUCAAUACCUCAAGAACUUUAAGGGUUUUUGUUGUGAAUUGUGAGUUAGUGUGAGGCGAUACUGUCCAAUGUCCAGUUAUUUCAAAUAACUUGCAACGUGUGCAUUGCUAUUGGUUUUUGCAGGUUUCUUCUUGCAUCUAGCUCCAGAGGCCAUGAAGAAAGAGAUCAUGGAAAUAGUUUAACAGCUGUUUGGCGCUAUACUGUUGGCUUCCCAUAAUGCAGAUGACCAUCAGGAUAGAACAAAGAGUUAAAAUUAUAUUAUGGGGUCUUGUAUUUUUCUUAUGCCUGUGUUUCCGUGAUCAAAUCCUUAUUGAAACAUGCCUGUAUAUGUCCUUUUCUCAGAUGCUCUGCCUUCAGCUGAAGAAGACGAUGACGAUGAUGACAAUUCAUCCUCCGAAGAAAAAGCUGCAGAAAGUUCCAAACCAAACCGUGAGUAGCCUGUAUUGUGAAUAAAUAGUCUAACCACUCCAGAAAAGAAGGGCUUCCUUCAUAUAGUGAUGGUCCAUAUUUAGCUCCACAUCACCUGUUUAAUAUUAAAGGCCGGUCCCUGCCAGUGAAAAGUGUUCCCACAAUAUGCCACCUUGAUUAAACUUCACUUUGGAAAUGGUCUUCUCAGAAUAAUGAGCAAAGUUGGCUUUGCAACACCACAAAAAGAAUCUUGCAUUAAGGCCUGAACGUGUAUAUAUUUGCAUUUGUACAAAUGCUUUCUUCUCUUGGACACAUUACUUGGCAUGAUGGAUGUGUAUAGUCAAGGAUUUUUAGAUUUCUCAUGGUCCGCUUAUCCCACCUCUGCUAUGGAUUUUUGCAUCUACUUCAAAUGUACUAUUAGCCUCCUAUUGGCAUCACUGACCAGUGCCCUGGUUGAGUCGCUUUCUCUAAGCAGAGACCUGGUUUUGCCAUGUUAACUAUUUUUAUUUAAUGGAUUUAAACAUGCUCCAAGGGAUGUUCAAAGAGUGAACAUGUUUGAGAGUGUGUGAUUGUCUAUCUGUAAAUCUGAAUGUUUAGAAUAAUGUUUAGAGAACGUGUUGGUAAGAGUGUCUGUCUGUCAGAGACAAUAUACUUACCAGAACCCACUAGAGGUUAAUGUAGUUGCACUGGUGUCUAUAGCAUGUUCAGAAAAAAGGCAGUGUUUACAUUGCUGCCUAGUAACACCUCUAGGUGCUGUCACUCAGACAGCCCCUCUGUGUGCUUCCUAUCUCAGUGAUGCACAGUGUGGAGCACUAACGUUCAGUGUCUCUAUGCUCUGCGUGGAGAUGCUUAACUCUUCCUAUUUAGAUGCAUUGAUUCAAUGCAUAUUUAUAAGGAGAUGCUGAUUGUUGCAGCUUGGUGUUUUGCUGCACAUGCACAAUGCCCUCCCAAUACUUUUUAUUUGGGAAAGCAUCGGAUCUUCAAAAUUUAUGAACUCCGUCGUGGAGGUGGGGCCAGCCACAAAAAGACCGCCAUGCCGUGGGAGAUAAGGUGAGUAAAAUUACCUUUUAUCACCACAGAUACAGGUUCUAGACAUGUAUACAUUUAUUCCAGUACUAUACUGUUAGGAAUUCGUGUUUGUAUUCGGAACACUGUAUAGUGUUCCUUUCUGUGAAUUUAAACUGAAUUUGAGCCAUUCGUUCAGACAUAGUAUCUCUUUAACACUAAACUGUCAAUCUAUCCAGAUUGAACUCUCCCUUGGCAGUUGUCUAGCUUAGUUUUUAUUUUAUUUUAUUUAUUUUUUAUUUUUUGAAGUGGUACUAUAGACAUUGUAAUCUGUACAUAGAUUACAAUGUCUAUAGAGAGAGAUUUUACAAUUUUGACAUUUCUAUCCCAAAAAUAAACCCCAUACCUCUUUAUUUAAUAUAUAAUUAUUUUUUCCACAACUUGUAACUUUUUUUUACUUAAAACCCUAAUAUAAAGGACCUCAUUUUGUGAUCAUCUUCUGUUCUAGCUUUGCUAAACUAUUCUGAUUAUUUGUGUCAGAGGUGACCUAAAAGCAGUGCGUGGUUAUUGUUGUAAAUAAAGGUGGUUUGCUUAAAGGACCACUAUAGUGCCCUGAGGGUGCCCCCACCCUCAGGGUCCCCCUCCCGCCCGGCUCUGGAAGGGGGAAAGGGGUAAAAACUUACCUUUUUCCAGCGCUGGGCGGGGAGCUCUCCUCCUCCGAUGCUCCCCGUUGGCUGAAUGCGCACGCGCAGCAAUGAGACAGCCGCUAGAGGCUUUGGGGGAAGGCUUAACCCAUUCGUAAACAUAGCAGUUUCUCAAACUGCUAUGUUUAUAAAAGAAUGGGUUAACCCUAGCUGGACCUGGCACCCAGACCACUUCAUUAAGCUGAAGUGGUCUGGGUGCCUAGAGUGGUCCUUUAAGGCUAUUAUUUUAGCAGACUGUUAAGAAUUCAUGGCAAGCUGUUUCUAUGCAGAGUUCUUCAACAGGUUCAAACCAGUAUCUUGUGUAGCAGCCUCUCAAGGGCACAAUGGCAUACUCCUACAAUGAAACUCUCCCUCCUUAUAUAAUGUAUGCAUGUUCUCUCUUGAACAUGAUAGUUUAGGUUAUAUCUAGUGUACCUGUUUAAUGUAGUGUGGUGUGCUGUCCUUUACUAUUAAGACAGCCCUGUGACAUGCAUGUUCCAGUGCUGCCUGGGACUAGUGGGAAUUAGAGUCCCUGGAGGCAGCUGCUGCUUAGGAGUAUAGCCUGGACAUGCAUUUCAUGGUUCUAAGCAAGAUUUGGGGUUCCUGAGCUGCUCUCUUCCACAAAGUUGAAAUCCUUAGCUUUGCGCUUAUGUGCGUAUGUCUUCCAGUUGUUGUUGAACUACGACCUCCAGAAAAGAAAAUAGCAACUACUUGGAAAAGAUUAAUGGAAGUUGUAUUUAGAAACCGUUGGAGGCUUAAUAUUACAGUACCAGUACCAAUGCUUUGGGUUGGACUUUAGCUUCAGCACUAUUCGAAUGGGUGCAUUAUAGCAGAUGUCUCUCGAUCCGUUCAAAAUGGUGGGACCACAACUACCAUUAUCCUUGGCUAAUGCAGGUUUAAGUCUGUCUCACAGUAGUAGUAACAGCGUAUUAGGAUUGCUCUUUAGUAUAUUGUAGAGACUCCUUAUGAGCUUUGUAAUUUUAUGUUGGUCUAUCUUUGUCUGCUAAAUGGUGGGCCUUUUACUCCCCAAAUAUACAGGGGUCCAGUAAUACGGAAAAGCUUUGCAAACAAUGGAUUUGAAACCAGUACAGCUUGCAUCUCUUGAUUGUCGCCUCCCCCCAGCUCCUUAAUUUCCCUUGUAAGAAAAUGAGUUUAGACGGCACAUACCUUAAAUUCCUAUGGGAUUCCCUCAGCUUCAUGCCAUCCUAAUUGAAAAAGGAUUUGUUCCAGCACUUUUGAAAUAAACCCUUUAAAUGUUGAUUUAGACCUGUAUUCAUGCAGUAUGCAUUGCAUGCUCACAUAGUAGAGGGUUGUGUGUGUGGAGUACUUCAGUAAAUUAAACGUGUAUUGGACAAAGUUUGUGUGUUUAAUUUAAGUCUCUAAGAAUGCAUGCCAUCUGUUUUGUACCCAUAUAAAGGUAUCAAACUGCAGCAAGCUGAUAUUCCAUUCUAAAUGGAACUGUGUAGUUACUUAUUAAAAUUUAAAGUUGCCAAUCCAGAACUUGCCACAUUGUGAUCUUUCUUAUUUUGCAAAUUAUCUGAUUAGAAGAGCUAGGUAAGGGGUACAAACAUAAAGAACGGUGUCAAUAGAACAGAAGAAAACCUGCUUUAAUCUUUAACAGUCAAUGGUAUUUCAUGCCAUUACAACAAUUUGGUGGUCAUUCCUUCGCUAAUGAUUACUACACUUGGCAGUACACUUGUCAAAUGUUCACAUCUUUAUUCUGCCAAGGUUGGUCACCAGUCUACUCUAUGCCAUUAUGGGAUGUCCUAGUUAUUUUAGAAAAAUGUGUCAGUGUUAAUAGGAAUUUUCCUUGUUCUUCAUGAGCUUUAGGAUGAGGUUAUAUUGUCAGUCAAUGAUCCUUCACUGGUUCAUUUUCAGUAUUGUGUAUUUGAAUGUUUUGUGUAUCUGCCAUUUUUUUAAAUACAUAAAUAAGGAAACCAGUAUACACUGUAGUGUAGUGAGAAGUGGCAACAUACUGCUAAUCUGUCCCUGCAGGAGUAUUCUGGCCAGAUUUGACCAGGGUGCAUAAUGUAUGCCACUGGCGUAGUGUGCGUGCUACGUACAGAUUUGAUUAGUGUUAUGGGUGCAAGGGCUCCGCACUCUGUAUUAUCUCUCCAUUGGUAGUCUAUUGGAGGAAAGCAGGAGAUCUGCAUUAUAUUACAUGCAGCAAGCACAACAGAUGCAAUCAGACUCCUAUUCUUUUCUGUUGAGAAAUUUUAAACAAAAACUUGCAGAAAAGGAACUUUAAAGAACAUCCUAGAUGGGAGAAAUAUUUAAUAAUCUUAGACUGUCCAUUGAUCAGGCUGCUAUCAUGCCUUAGGAUAGGAAACACAGACUCAAAUUUCUAACAUGUGUCAGAGAUAGGGUGUUUAGAUUUAUAUUUGAGAGAGGUGUGUGUGUGUGUAUAUAUAUUUUUAUAUUUAUAUAUUAUGUAAAAAUUAUGUAAUACGAAUUUUAUCUUUUGUUUUUUUUUGUUUUACAUCUACAUCACUGAACUAAUACGGCUACAAUCUCUACUUGAUAAAAAAAAUAAAAUUUUAUUUUUCUUCAAAAUUGCAGGUCCAUUUUGGGCAAAUCCAGAGAAGAUGGAAAAGAAACUUCACGCUGUUCCUGCUGCCAAAACGGUAAAGUUCAGGUGUCCAGCAGGGGGCACUCCAACGCCAACACUUCGGUGGUUAAAAAAUGGCAAAGAAUUCAAACCUGAUCACCGCAUUGGAGGAUACAAGGUGAAAGAUUAAACCAUAAAUAUAAAAUGUUUUCUUGCAUGCAUCCUAGAUUUGCUAAUGCUCAGAAACCGUUCGUUGUAUGACUACAUUUAAAGAUUGUGCUAUAACAAAAUCCCAUCCAUUACCUUAACUAUCCCCUGGAUUUUUAUUUCUUGGCAACUUAUUGUAGCGUUGGUGGGGUGAUGGAAGUUUUGUGCUAUGGCAAUUGUACAUGGGAUUCAAAAUUCUGUAAGUCACAGUUCUUCACUGCUCUUAAAACAGACAUUUUAUUUUGCCUCUCGUUGGUACAAAGAGUUAGAAGGACCAUUUAUGGGAUAUACCAGAACUGUGUGGCCUUCACAAGAUUGCGUUAUGUCCACACCCACACUACAGCUGUGAAUAAGAAAAAGUGUGUAUUUUAUUCUAUGCUGUAUGCUAAAAUAAGUUUUGUUGCCUACAGGGGUCCUUGCAGACUUUCACAAAGGUCUUGGAACCUUGAGACCUUUUCUGAAAAUGGUUGAGGGGUGUGAGUUUGGUGCUGUCCCUCUGUCAACCUAUUUUUUUAGGUAUUUGGGCCUGGAAGGGUCCAUUGCACCACAGUUGGAUGCAACAUUCUAUCACAAGUCUUUCUCUCUGCCCUACCUCUUAGUGAUGGCCUGACCUUCUCCUAUCUUCUUUUCCUCCUUUUUCUUUGCAUUUCUUUCUUUUUCUCUUGUCUUCUUGUAGGAUACUACUCAAUUUAAUUUUAUCACUUGUCCAUUGAUGCUGUGAUCUUGUUUCUUGCAUUUGAAUGAUAACCUGUUGGAAAUGCUUUGUUGAUGAUGUGUAUUUUGUUAUACUGAAUAAACGAUGACCGGGACAUGCGUAUCCACAGCCUACUUUACCUUUCAGAAGGCAAUAACUUCUCAAUAUGUUUCGAUGUAAGCAGCUGUUGGUAUAUUUUUCCUGAUAAUUACAUUCUGCUGUUCUGUUUCCUGACCUAUCGAGUGAUUUGGGCAUAUAAUGCAGUCUUGAGGGAGGCAGGCUCAGUCAUCAAAGUGGGCUACAUUUUGCCCAUGCCAGCAAGUUUGGCAUUUUUAGCCACUUCUGUUAUCCUCUCUGUUCUUAAGUGCAGAUAUUAUUUCCUGGCUUGGUAAUAUCUCUUGAGGUUUGGCAUUGUAACCGUUGGAGUUUGUGUGCGCGCUUAAAUGUAUAAUCUGUAUAGCAAUAUAGUUUAUUAGAGCCAUUUGUGCACAUUCCUCUUGUGCAAAAACUGUCUUGUGAUGCUCCACUAGACUUGCACUUUAAUUAGGGGAGGUGCCAGGACAUGAGAUCACCUUGCGUGCCACUUCAGUCUUUGAAGUAGGACCAUCCUUUCUCCAUGCCCAGCAUGCAUGUUUUGAGCAGGUUCAGAUGUGGACGCUCAUUAAUAUCUCCCCCUGCUGAUAGCUGAGCUUGUUUGGUGGCUUAACGAGCUGAAGGUAAUUAGUGAGAGGGGGGGUUGAGGAGUGUUGGACCAUAACUCUCCAUCCUUCCAUUUUCCGUCUUCUUGCAUAUCUCACGUUGCUUGUUUCGGUUUCCCAUUAAUGGCUGUGGCUCUAUAUUCUGUCCAAUGCUUGUUGUGACUGCUUUUAUUUAAGGCAUCCCGGCUGGAUGUGUCCUGUGCGUGUUUGUAUCUGGAUCCCCUACUCUGGUCCGAAUUUAUUCACAAGAAAUCCCACUUUUAGUUUUAUUAAAUCUAGUUCCAAAAUUCUUAAUGUAGACUUUCAGUUUGUUUAUGAGUUUAAGAUCUUGAAUUCUAAACCUCAACAGAUAGUGUUUCUACUUUGUAGUUGUGUUGUGGUUCGUACCCCCUAUCAUGAUACUUUGGUCCAACACUAAUGCAAAACACAGAAACGCGCAUGUUGAUGUACUAGUCCCAUACAAAGAUUCUUCAUCUUUAUGAUUUAACCAUAUCAUUAAGCAGAACUAUUGUGUUCCUGGUCUUUUUAAUUAAUGUUUUGCACAUUAACAGGGGUAAAACCCUAAUGAUAUAUACUUUAUUUCUCUAGGUCCGUUCUCAAACCUGGAGUCUUAUUAUGGAUUCUGUCGUUCCAUCUGAUAAAGGAAAUUACACCUGCAUUGUUGAAAACAAGUUUGGGAGCAUCAAUCACACGUACCAGUUGGAUGUUGUUGGUAAGGAGUCCUUAAUAUAUGUAGAAGUGUAAUCCUUAAAUAUACACUAUAUGAUGUCUUCAGCUGUAAGUGUGUAGGAACAAAAUUGCAUGGAUUUUAUUUAUACUUAUAAUUUGCGAAUCCUCUCUUGACCUUUGGUGCAAAUAAACCUGGUCUCCUGUGUCUACAUUAAAAUUAAAAUGUUUGUCUUUAUAGAAUGACCUUUUUCCCUCAAAGCUCAUUCAUUCUACCUUGAAGAUUUUUAUUAAGCAUUGUAAGGAGAGUAAUGGACAUCAUCCUCUGGUUAUUCUGGGAAUGUGCUAAUUGUAAAACUGCAGGUGUGCAUUCGCAUUUUCCAGCAUUAGAACCAGUGGUGUAUUUUGGAUCUGUGCUGCCCUAGACAUGACAGAAUUUACAUUUGCCCUACCAUUUCCUGUCAAUGCCACACCUCUUGAUGUUAAAGACUCUCACACUUGGACUGAUGAAUACACUCUGAUAUGACACACAGACACGCACAGUCUGUCGCACACACGCACACGUUAGUGGGAGGGAGUGUUUGUCACAACUGGCGUUUCUUUAGUCCUGUUUUAUCCCUACCCUAAAUAAAUGGUUUGUUGGUUUAUUUUAUCAUAUUCCAAGAGUAUAAGUUAAGUGUGUACCAGGUUUUCAGAUUUUUUUUUUUUUUUUUUUAAAUGUUGCAUUUGUAUCUUGUGUAUGGCUCCCAGACUUUCCUAAUCAUGUACAGCACGUUUGCACCCCCAAAAGCUACACAAAGCUACAUAAAGGCUAAGGCAGUUACUUCCCUAAAGAGUGAACUGGUGUUGGUAAAUCAAACGUUAAGAGAUGCAGCAGCAAUUUAUGUGAGACUUUAAAUGUUACAGAUGACCGCACAUCUCGUUUUGUUAUAAACCACUAGCAGUAGAAACAAACAAAAAAAAAAAUACUUUGAUUCCAAGAUUGGUUUCUGCAUAAAUGUGAUUUGCGGUGUCUGAGUUAAGAUGGAAAGAAAUUGGGCACGUGUAUGUUAUGAUAGGAUUGUGAUCCUUUCAAAGAAAAAUUAGAACUUUUUUUUUUUUUGCCCUCGGUCUGGCAAAUCUCAAUUAUCCCUCAUUUCCUCAAAUAAGUAGCCAAUUCUUCUCUCAAAUAUUUCUUUGUGAACAUCCGCCUUUAAUUAUCCUACAUAUUUUAGUUUACUUAACUUCCCCCAUAUUCACCUCACAGAUCCUAUUAAAUUUCAGAUAUUUCCUGUACAGGGGCCGCAUGAGGCCUUGCUUAAGGUGCUGAGUUUUAUUUAUUCUGUCAUCUUAGUUCCCCCACCCAGUCCUUUUUAACAGUGUUUCAAUUUUAUUUUCUUCAUUGACUGGAGGGGGAGGAGGGGCAGGCAAAUGUAUACUUAGUAAUGGAUAGGAUAUUUGGGAUUCUGCUGAUGUACCUACAAUAGAGGACAAAACAUAGUGCAAGUAUUGCUACACACUAUAAAACCAUUGAUGAAAAAUAUGCACUCACAUAUUCCAAAGAAUAUAAGCGUAUUCAGGGUGCCUCCCCCUAAAUAUGAAUGGGGGGGUUUAUUCUCCUUUAAUUCUCCCUCCUCAAGUGUUAGCCGAUAGAGUAUCCAGGUCAGCAAGAAGAUCCAAACAAUUGCAGCCAAAGGAAUACUUGAAAGGCGAUUUAUUCACUUUUAAAAUUCAAGAGGUGUAUAAAAAUACAUAAAAACAAUAUAAGAAAGAGAUGCUGGUCCUACGCGUUUCGUCCUUAUACAAAAAGGACUUCCUCAGGGACCUCUUUCAGCACAAAAUUCAAUCACCAGAAAUACAGAGAAUAAAAAACAGCAUCCUAAAAACGCUAACACAUGUAUAACCUUAUAUAGGGCUAAUCCCUUACAGUCAUUGGUGGAACAGUGGGUGUUUUCUCCUCUUUGACUCCUUAUUCGUCCAAAAUUCCUUGUCUCCAGCUGUGUUCGCUUGAUCAGAAUGAAAAAAGCCGGGCUCGUUCUAAAAUUAGCCACUUCCGCAUACGUCAUACGUUACGUUCGCAUCACGUGUUCCGUGAUUGAUCACAUGAUCCUUAUGCGUUCCACAUUCAGGAAGUAAAAUGGACGUGCGUUCCACAGUGAUAGCAGCUUGGAAAACAUUGUAUUUCUUUUGCCUACUAAUUGUACAUACAUAACUGGAAACAGAAAAACUAUUAGGAAUCAUAUAAGAAGAUUUGAAAAGUUAUAAUAAUUGUCCUCUAACAAUAAAAUGCUAAAUCCAUUUUUACAAUGAAUGUGUAACAACUUCCUAUCCAAGUUGACCAUUCAUGACAUCUAUCAUAAUGUGAUCAAAAGUAUAUAUAUACAUAACAUUACAAAAAAAUUUUUUAUAUAUAUAAUGACAAUUGUAUAUUAGUGAUUCAUAUAUUCAUAUGUUGACAUUAAUGUCUAAUACAUCAACAUAGUGAGCAGACCUAUUAAAGUGCAUUGAUCUUUUUAAAGUGAUAUAAGUGAUAUUAUACUUAUUCACAAAUCUAUAUAUAUAUAUAUACUAAGUGACUUGAGAAUAUUUAUUUAUUAAUUAUUUCAUGCUCAAAUACAUAUCCAUAUUGUGUAAACUAAAUGAUGAAAAUUAUUAUUCAUUAAUUAUUGCGUACUUAAUUACAUAUCCAUAUUGUGUGAAACAAAAAAUAAAAAAUAAUAAUUGACCAACCAUAUACUCAAUGUCAUAUCCGAUUUAAAUAAAGCGACAUGAGUAGUAUAUGUUCAAUUUUAAAUAUAUCUUUAUGCUUUUAACAAUCAAUUGAAUCAAACGACAGUUAAUUCAAAAAACAAACAAUAUCCAUAUCCACAUUUAAUCCCCUUGGGGCAAGGGUACGUAACCUAUGAAUCCAAUAUGAUUCCCUUUGUGCCAAUCGCUUUUCUUUAUUACCCCCUCUCCAGUGGGGUUGAAUUUGUUCUAUCCCUAUACAACGUAGCCCCUUCAAAGAAAAAAGGGGACAAUUAUUGCAGUGAAGGGGGACUGAAUGGGUAUCUAGUUUUUUCUUUAUGUUGUUAAUAUGUUCCAAAAGUCUCACUUUUAGACAUCUCUUUGUACGACCAACAUAUUGGCUGCCGCAUGGGCACUGAAGCAAAUACACAACGCAGUCCGAGCGGCAGCCAAUCUCUGAUUUAAUAGAAAACGGUUUCCCUGUAACGGAGCUACUAUAUGAUGUCACCUUAUCUGUGUUUAUUUGAAAACAGGCUUUACAACUUUUACAACCCCGGAAACCUUUUAUCCCUUUUUUGAUAUUUUUAAAUCCACUUUUUAGAGCAUAACUAGGUGCUAAUAAAUUCUUGAGAUUUUGUUUUUUCCUAUAGAUUAUUUUCGGCCUUUUUGACAGAUGCUCCCCCAAAAUGGGGUCCUCUAACAAUAUUGGCCAAUAUUUCUGUAGACUUCUUUUAAUUCUUGGAUGAUCCACACUAUAUUGUGUGAAAAAAGCUUGUUUGAAGUCUUCCCCCUUUUUCUUAUUACUAGGGCCAUCCAUUAAAAACUCAUUUCUACUCCUUUUAGACAUCAUCUGGAUUUCCCUCCUAAUUUUCUUCGGGUUGUAGCCUUUUUUAACUAGUUUAUUGGCUACAUGUUGAGCCUGUAUCUGAAAAUCCUUAGUAUGGGAACAGUUCCUCCUCACUCGAGUAAGUUGUCCCUUAGUGAUCCCCUUCAACCAAGGUUGAUGGUGACAGCUACGUUUAUGAACAUAGUUGUUCCCAUCUGUUGGUUUAAAGAAACAUUUAGUUUUGAUCUCACUUCCCUCACUAAAAAGGGUGAGAUCCAAGAAAUUUAUUUCUCUACGAUCCCAUACUGGAGAAAACUUUAAAUUGUACUCAUUUUGAUUUAGAUAAUUGACAAAAGUCUUAAAUUCGGAGUCCGACCCCUUCCAAAUAAUAAUCACGUCGUCUAUAUACCGCCGCCAUAGGACCAGGUUCUCCACCCAGUCAUGACCCAACCAUACGCAGAGGUCUUCCCACCUGCGCAUGUAUAUGUUGGCAUAACUGGGGGCGAACCUGGUCCUAUGGCGGUCCUAUGGCGGCGGUUAAUGUCAACAUAUGAAUAUAUGAAUCACUAAUAUACAAUUGUCAUUAUAUAUAUAAAAAAAAAAUUUUUUGUAAUGUUAUGUAUAUAUAUACUUUUGAUCACAUUAUGAUAGAUGUCAUGAAUGGUCAACUUGGAUAGGAAGUUGUUACACAUUCAUUGUAAAAAUGGAUUUAGCGUUUUAUUGUUAGAGGACAAUUAUUAUAACUUUUCAAAUCUUCUUAUAUGAUUCCUAAUAGUUUUUCUGUUUCCAGUUAUGUAUGUACAAUUAGUAGGCAAAAGAAAUACGAUGUUUUCCAAGCUGCUAUCACUGUGGAACGCACGUCCAUUUUACUUCCUGAAUGUGGAACGCAUAAGGAUCAUGUGAUCAAUCACGGAACACGUGAUGCGAACGUAACGUAUGACGUAUGCGGAAGUGGCCAAUUUUAGAACGAGCCCGGCUUUUUUCAUUCUGAUCAAGCGAACACAGCUGGAGACAAGGAAUUUUGGACGAAUAAGGAGUCAAAGAGGAGAAAACACCCACUGUUCCACCAAUGACUGUAAGGGAUUAGCCCUAUAUAAGGUUAUACAUGUGUUAGCGUUUUUAGGAUGCUGUUUUUUAUUCUCUGUAUUUCUGGUGACUGAAUUUUGUGCUGAAAGAGGUCCCUGAGGAAGUCCUUUUUGUAUAAGGACGAAACGCGUAGGACCAGCAUCUUUCUUAUAUUGUUUUUAUGUAUUUUUAUACACCUCUUGAAUUUUAAAAGUGAAUAAAUCGCCUUUCAAGUAUUCCUUUGGCUGCAAUUGUUUGGAUCUUCUUGCUGACCUGGAUACUCUAUCGGCUAACACUUGAGGAGGGAGAAUUAAAGGAGAAUAAACCCCCCCAUUCAUAUUUAGGGGGAGGCACCCUGAAUACGCUUAUAUUCUUUGGAAUAUGUGAGUGCAUAUUUUUCAUCAAUGGUUUUAUAGUGUGUAGCAAUACUUGCACUAUGUUUUGUCCUCUAUUGUAGGUACAUCAGCAGAAUCCCAAAUAUCCUAUCCAUUACAUUGUUCUGCUAUAAGGUUAUUAGCUGGGAAAUAACCUUGGGAAGCUGUGUACUUUUCAGUUAAGUUGUUGUGUUUUAUCACUUUUCUCACGGGUGUCCGUGUUUUUGUUUAAAUGUAUACUUAGGCUGACUAAUAUUGUGCUUAUGUUUGUCUACCAUAAAAUCGUAUGAGUGAAGAUAUUUUAAAUGAAUUUCCUGGGGUGAAUUACCCACCUCAGCAUUUACUAAUCUUGCGGGUCCUGCUGACACUAUGGAAAGUGAUUAAAGCAGCACUGGGCUCCUGGACCUGGUUGACAGGGCAAGUAGAAAGAGAACAAUCAAAUGAUGCCCUGCACUUAUACGUGGUGGAAGUGGUGACGGGUUUGAAAUUGACCUAGCCUGUCUAUACAAAAGUAUUUAAUGUGUUGUACAUGCUGUGUAAAGCAUGAUGUUAAAUGUGCUACCAAUACAUUUUAGGAGAUUGCAUCUAUUUAGUGAGCAGUGUGUAUUUUUGGAGUUUCAGUAUUAACUGAUGUCCUUGCAGCAUGUGGCAUCUGGUUAAAGUUAAGAGAGGUCAUCUGUAACUGAUUUGUAAUAUGUGUAAGGAAAGUCAAUCUUUGUAUCUGUGUGAGGAGUGUGACAUGUAUCUCUGACCUGACGAAGCAACACAGCAUUGUCUUUAAAGUACAUCUGCUGUCUGCAGCAAUAUUAUUGUUGAUAUGGAGUGUGAUAUAAGGCUGCGGAGUUAGUGGGGAUUUUUUCCUUUUAGAAUUUAGGCUGUCUGGUGAAAAAUAAAUAUGGGGUAUAAUUUGGAGGAUGUGUGCUUAUCUUCUAGUGAAACCCCAAUGCCCUUCUCGUGAUAUAGAGAAGUACUUAUUUUAGGCCUACUAUGUAUUAAGUGGACCACUCCCUCCUGCUCCAUUCUGUGGUGGUAGAGCUGAUGGAUAUAUAGACACAAACCAAUUAAAUCAAAACACUUCUAGAUGCAUCAAAGAGAAUAAUGCUAAUAUUCCAGGAGGCUACAGCUGUUCGUGUGGCACAUUUUAAAAACAGUCAUUGCAAUGUCCAAAAUGAAACCUUUAAAUCACAAUCUUUAGGAGCAGAGGGGUUUUGUAUAUCGUAUUAAUGUUAUUGAUUGUCCUUUUAAAGUAUGGUUCUUUCUUCUGUGUAUUUCCCACUAUGCUUGUUAGUAUAAGAGGGAAGUGAUUUGUGCACAAUUAGUAAAUCUUAAAGGGACAAUGUAGACACUAUAACAAUUUCAUCUCUUUGAAUUGGUUAUGGUGCCUGGAGUGCCCUGGCACUGUCGCUCCAUUCAGUGUUGUAUCAUGCUCAUAUCCAUACUCGUUCUUCCACAAAGACCAUGUAGUUAUGGUCGUUAUGUCUUUUGUUCAAAUGUCUCGAAUGUCGCUAUCAUCUAACAAGAAUUAGUACUCCCUACAUACUAUCUCCUUCCCACUUUGGAUUUGGGGGGAAAAAACUCUAUUGCUUGGAUGCAUGCAAAGUUUUGCUGGAAUAUUUGAAUCGUUUUAUUUCAUUCUUGGCAUGUUUUUGUUUUUCAUGAAGAAGCCAAACUGUCCUUAUCAUCAUCAUCAUCAUCAUCAUCAUCAUCAUCAUCAUCAUCAUCGUUGUUGCUAUUUAUAUAGCGCCAGCUUAUUCCGCAGCGCUUCACAAAAAGAGGGGAAUUUACCAAAUGAGACAAUAAAAUUUUUGUAACCGGAACAAUAGGUAGUUGAGGAUAAAUACAUUAAAGGACCACUCUAGGCACCCAGACCACUUCAGCUUAAUGAAGUGGUCUGGGUGCCAGGUCCAGCUAGGGUUAACCCAUUUUUUAAUAAACAUAGCAGUUUCAGAGAAACUAUGUUUAUUAAUGAGUUAAGCCUUCCCCCAAAGCCUCUAGUGGCUGUCUCAUUGACGGCCACUAGAGGCGCUUGCGUGCUUCUCACUGUGAUUUUCACAGUGAGAGCACGCCAGCGUCCAUAGGAAAGCAUUGUAAAUGCUUUCCUAUGCGACCGGCUGAAUGCGCGCGCAGCUCAUGCCGCACGUACUCAUUCAGCCGACGGGGCGGAACGGAGGAGGAGAGCUCCCCGCCCAGCGCUGGUAAAAGGGAAGUUUUUUACCCCUUUCCCCCUUCCAGAGCCGGGCGGGAGGGGGGACCCUGAGGGUGGGGGCACUCUCAGGGCACUAUAGUGCCAGGAAAAAGAGUGUGUUUUCCUGGCACUAUAGUGGUCCUUUAUAUAGUCAAAUUGCAAUUAUUAUCCGUUAUGAUUAAUUAUAUACAAUCUCAAGAUUGAAUUCAAAUCUUUAUUGAAGAACAAACCAUUGAAUCAUAUAAAUAGGGAGGGGACAGCUUUAAAAAUGCAAAAUACAAAGCCUCCUGUUUUGUUAAAAAAUUUUAGUUUAUGCUAACGCAGUGUACCUAUAAUCUAGGUGAAUUAAAUUUGCAUAUGCCCACCCAGAAUCCUUUGCGAUAACAUCACUGUACAUUUGUGAUUUCUGUGGGAAAAGAGUCUUAUGGCUUGACUGGUGUGCAGAAUUUUUGUUUAACAUUGUAUUAACUAUCCACAGACUUCAGGUGGAAGGGGUUUUCGAUCACAAUUUUUCCCCCCCACCCUAACUGUGUUGGUUGUUGCUUCGAAGGUGAAUUAAAGCUAUUCUUCCUUUGACUACUUCCCUUCAGGGAGAACUCUACCUGAUGAUGAUUAAGUUUAUUUCACGAUAGCGGUUACCACUCUGUUCUGGAGAAAUGCAAGUUUUCAUGCGCCAAAUUUGUAGAGCAUUCUGCAGGCAUUAUUGACUUGAUCUUGGCCUUAAGAUGCUGCAGGCAUACAUUUCCCUUUUUAUUUUUUUUAUUUUUUUGCAGUGGUUUGGUAUGUUUGCCUGGGUUUAUAGUGAGAAUUGUUUUCUGUAUAAGUUUAUAUAGCUAAAAUAUUUGAAAAAGAAUUAUAGGCUACAGGAAAUUUGUAUUUAUUAUAAUUUGUGUGGAGCCUUCUCUAGCGUCAUGAGUACACAUGAAAAGGUUACUCAAGUUUACUGGAAUAAUGCUGCAUACAAUGGUUAAACACUUUACCCUCUCUCUCAUAUCACAAGUUGUUUGUGGGAAGUAAUCCUUAUUUUCUUAGUAGAUGAGUUUGUGCACAUUCCCUGUUUUAUGGUUUGCUCUAAAAGUGCACAGCUUUCUGUGUAUAUAGUAGCUUGAUUUUUAUUGCUUAUAUCCAAAUGACACUUUACAUUCCAGUCAUACCUGUGUAGGUGGGAGGUAUGGGGGCAGAUUGAAUACACAAUGCUACACUGCAGUCUAAUAAUUGUGGACCUAGUGUAAUGGGCAUUGUCUAUAUCCUAAACUCCAUGUGCUGUGGUAAUUGCAUACAUAGCACUCUGUAAUUAUUGACAAGUAAUACUCUGUAUACAGUGUAGCAUAUUAAUGCUAGAAGGCUCAGUUUAAUACAAGAUAAUUCUUUUUCUAUCACAUUUAUAUUUUCUGUUUUUCUUUGUAUUUGUUUUUAUAUAUUUAGCACAUAUUGCUCAUAAUCUUAGAGCAGGAAACAGUGAGUGCUGCAAAGGGUUGUUCACUAGUCCACCUUAACUACCAUCAAUACAAGGUCCAAUCUACCAUCGUUUUGCCAAAUCUCUAGCAUCAAAAUGCAAAAAGUCACGCAGUGUGUCACAUACCAAAAUAUAAUUGUUUUAUUGCCUUUAAAUAAACUGGUCUUGUUCUCAUCUCCCUCCUUCCCCCACAGAGCGCUCUCCGCACCGACCGAUCCUACAAGCUGGACUCCCUGCAAAUAAAACGGUCACAGUGGGCAGCAAUGCAGAUUUCUACUGCAAGGUUUACAGUGACCCCCAGCCUCAUAUUCAAUGGCUCAAACAUAUUGAGAUCAACGGAAGUAAAAUUGCCUCUGAUGGAUAUCCAUAUGUGGAGGUGCUCAAGGUAAAUACUGAGAGUUGUACACUCCCUGUGUCAGUGCGUGUAUAUGUGUGCAGUGCCAUUUACUGUUCUUCGUUUCCGUUAGUGGAAAGUGUAAUCUUAGCCACAGUGCCCCUGUUUGGGAUAUUUCCUCUCAGGGCAUAGGAAAAGAAAACAGAUGCAGCUUAUUGAGUCUGCUGAAUGCUAUUAAACAUUAUAUGCAUUAUUUAUUAACUAGCAUGUUGCUAAAUAUAGGCCUGGUUAAGAACGCAUCAUAAUAAGUAGACAAGCUACAAUUUGCAGACCUGCACCAGGAAACAGAGAUGGAAAGUUGACUGUUGGGCGCACGUUUUCUGCACUUACACUCAAAAAUCUCAGACCAGGUUAUGUUGACCAACAAUUUGUCACUGCUUACUUUAAGGGAGGAGAUAGGGGUGCAAUUAAAAUGUUAAAUUAUAGAUUAAACGUAAAUAUGUAGUGUUUAGGAAUAGGUAAUCCGUUUCUGAUAUUUUUCAAUGUAGUGAGGUUAUUGAAUUAAAAUAUACCUUUUUUUUUUUUUUUGGUUUUUUUAUUUUAUUUAUUUUUUAAAUGCAGUAUGGUUUAAAUUUUCAUUUAAUCGCUACCAUUUAAAAGAAAAAUAAUAAAAUGUUUUUAAAAAUGUUUUUGGAGUUGGCACUUAUGAUCAAUUUUGUUCUAACAAAAAGCAAUGUGCAGGUGACCAAGAGCACAGUCUGGCAACUUGCCCAGGGUGUGCCAGGUAUCGGUGACUUCCUUUGCUGUAGCGCUGCGCUAAGAAGACCGCGUAGAGCUUUACUCAUUGGCUUGGAACACUUAGCCGAUGCUCUCAGCCAAUGAGCCAGCAAUUAUAGGGCUUGGUUUAGGGUGCUAAUGGAAGCUACUUCUAAGCUCCAGUGGAAACGGUGACCGGUACUCUGCAGUCUCCAGGCAGGUUGUCAAACUGUUCACAAAGUGUGUGAGUACUUACUCUACCUUUAAAACUUUAUUUUAAUUUUUUUUUUUUUGGAGGGAAGGUGGGUGUGUUUGUUUGAUGCAAGCCUUUAUUGCAGAUAAUAGUUUCCUUUAUAGUAAUGCGCCUAAAUGAUCAAUGUGCUGUUUACUAAAUGAAGGUGUCUUGUUAAUUGUUGCCGUGUUAUCGGUUUGUUUCAGCAUUCUGGGAUUUAUAGCUCAGACGCAGAAGUAUUGACCCUGUACAAUGUGACAGAGGCAGAGAGUGGGGAAUACAUUUGUAAAGUAUCCAAUUAUAUUGGUGAGGCCAAUCAGUCUGCGUGGCUUACCGUCACCAGACCAGAAACAAAAGGUAAAAAUCGGUGACACCUCCUGAAAAGAAAAAUAAUAAUCCAGGGAUUUGGGGAAAACUGCUCUCCAAGUUCUUGGAGAGCAAGUUAUUUUUCUCCCUUUUUUGUCUGCUUUAUUUCCAUGGAAAAAUACUCAAUGUGUGAGGCCUGGUUUAGUUUUCACUCUCCUUUGUUUCUUAUUUUUCCAAUGUGUGUGUGUGCGCAUAUAAAUGUACUAAAUAAGUUGAGGUGAGCUCACUAUAUAACAAAGAACACUGGUUUAUAUGUAAUUGAAAUUUUGCAACUGUGAAUAAUCUACAUACCUUUAUCUCAGUAAUUCUGAAAAAUUGUUUCCACAGUUUUGUGGUCCCAGCUUGACAUGCAAAUGAGCACACACCGCAUCAUGUUUAAGCCUUUAUCUCACAUUUCUGCAGGUUCCUUUAGCAAUGGUUGCAUUGUUUUAUAAACUUCCAAAAAGGCUGACCAGAAAGCAAGAGGAUCAAAACUUUUUAUUUUUUUUUUAUUUUUUUUAAAGGUUGUGUUUUAAAACUGUGUUCCAUUGUCAAGGGGAAAUGUAGAAAGACAGGGUGAAGUCUGAAACAUGAUUGUCUGCUUAUAUGUAUAGGACAGUUGAAGAAACUUGACUUCUUGGAACUAUUGUGCCCAUGAUGGAUUUUUCCCAAUGUCCUACUAGAUAUGUAGGUGAUGCACAACUAGUGUGUGUGUGUGCGCGUGCGUAUCUGUUCUUUCAAAAUAUAACAAGUUCAUAUUUCUUCUAAUGCAGUACAUCUCACAUACACGCACAGAUUCCUCUUGAUAGACAAUAACAAAAAAGUGUUUUAAAAGAAAAUAUAGCUAAAACUCCCUACCAUCCCAAGGCCAAAUUCUCCUGCUAUCAAUCCUCCUCUUGAUGUCAGUCCCCCUCGCCAGUUUGGAUCAGAUGUCAAGAAGGACAUAGAGAGAACAUAAGCAGCAUAGUGGUAGGCCAUGCCAUUAGCUGCCAGUUGACAUAUUUGUGUAUGUAUGUAUGUGUAUGUAUGUGUGUGUGUGUGUAUAUAUAUAUAUAUAUAUAUAUGUGUGUGUGUGUGUACUAAAAUAGUGUUUGGUGGCAAGGCAUUACUAUUUUUCUUUUUAUUUUAUUUUUUAAAAUCCUUUAACAUGCUAGAUUUCUUUUCAAAAUUAAACAAGGUUAUCACACUUGGGUCUCAUUUUUCCAUGUGUCAAUCUCAAGCAUGUUUCAUUGGGCAGGUGGUCUCGAUUUUUUUGGUGACGGGUUUAACCAUGGUAGCUUUUCUUUAGGUCCCUCUUGAUGGAGAAGCCCUUCUCAAAUCUUCUAACCAAGUUUCUUUCAGUGGUUUUCUCUCUGUUCUUGGUACCAUUGGUUCCAGGGCAGAACCUGCCCAUCUCUCCUCUGGUUCUCAUGGCAUUUUGCUUGUCCAUUUCCCCUCUUCGAUGCUGUUCUCUAUAGACUGCAGGAGUCAACACCACCGACAAGGAGAUGGAGGUUCUCCAACUGAGGAAUGUUACUUUUGAGGAUGCUGGGCAAUAUACCUGCUUGGCCGCUAAUUCCAUUGGGCUCUCUCAUCAUUCUGCAUGGUUGACAGUUCUUGAAGGUAUAUAUGGUUCUAUACUGUGCUCUCUGGGUAUUUUCAUAAUUAUAGCAUGCAUUUCUAAAGCAAAGGAUGGUAGCUAUUUAAACAUCUAUCGAUAAGGUAAAAAUCUUGCGCUUAUGAUGCAUUUUCAUCAGUUCUUAUCCUCUGCUUGAUUGCAAAUUCCUUCAAAAAAUGUUGACCACCAGCUAUUCAGGACUAGAUCUGCUUGUAAGCUGCUAUAGAUCCAUUAAUGCAGCAAAAGCUUGUAGCUGACCUAUAUUAUGAACUGAAAAAAAAAAAAAAGAAUAUAUAUAUUUAUUAUAUAGCCACAAUUUAAACAUCAAUUUGAUGUUUUAUAUUGCUACAAUAAAGCUGUGUUUUUUAAAUGGCAUUUAAGUACUAUAUUAGUGCAGGUAACUAGUGUUUCCACAUAAGUCUAACAAAGAAAUUGAUUGGUGGGUAAUAAAGAACACCCGACCCUUAGCGAAGCACUAUUGACCUUUUUGGGUUGCACUUUAUGACUGAUAUAAAUGUGCACAAAUUGCACAGUAUGGUACACGCAAGGCAAUAUAGGAAAAUAUUAUCUGCUUAUUUAGGGCAAGCAAUAGAACCUCUUUCAUUAUGUAGUUCCCAUUUUAAUAUUAGUUGACAUCUCACUUGUUGCCUGGAGACGCAGUUUCUAAUGUGCAGUGACACAUGCCACUUGAUAUUGACCGUUUUUAUUUGUGCUGCUGAUUAAUCCCAUAAAAUGAAAUAGAAAAUGAGGAAAUUGUAUGAUUUUUCUCAAGUUGUCAGUCAGUUCUAGAACGUUGCUGUGGUUUUGCGGUCUCCCCCGGAAAGGACAUAGUGGGUCAUUUAAAUAUAUAUAUAUAUAUUUAUUCAUGUAUUUUUAGCUGCUUUGUAGCCUGACUGGGCUGUUUAUGUGCUCACAUGUUGUCUGGAGCACAAGCCAAUUGGUCACUUCUGUCAAAAGGGACUUUCAGGCAGUUUUCCAGUUUUCCAGUGUUAGCGAUGUGAGCAUAACUUCAUAACUUUUAAGACUGAGUUAUGAAGGACUAGUUUUGAUACUCCUUUGAUUACAAUUGUAGUGACUGUUGAUAACCCUGGCAGCUUGCAUUGUUAGGUUUUACAUUUAGAAGUAUGUUUCUACAUUUCCCUGUUUGGAAGUAAUGGCAUAUUGGCCAACUCUCCUGAAUCCCAGAAAGGAUUCACUUGGGGAGAUUAAAACAAAGUGAAGUUAAAAGGUUACUGUAAACUAAAAUAGUCCAAGCUUAUUAUUUCUAUUUGCAUAUUAGCUUUAGAAGUUUAGGCUAAGUAAGGCCUGUCAUAUAAUAUCUGGUGGUUUCACUAUAGAAUGGAGUUUUUCUUUGAUGUUUAGGAUUCAAUAUGCUGCAUCCUGUGUCUGUGAAAUGCAUGAAGGAGUAUAAACUCCAGAGGUUUAAGUUUUAAAGCCAAUUCGAUAUUAAAUUUUUAUUUUGUAUUGGGGCAUUUACAGUAAUACGUUGGGGUAAUGUAAUUUGAAAAAAUUUGAUUUGCAAUGUAAAAUAUCUCUGGAAAUGGCUUUAUAAAGAAACCCUGGAACUUUAUUUUAUAUUUUCUUUCUUUUGCUUCUUAUCAACUUGCAGUGCAUGGGAGAUCUGUCCUUCUAGAUAAUAUAAUUUCACAUUAAAUCCUUUUUAACUCUCCCUGAUAAUUGCUGCUGUUACUUCUGCAAUUAUCUGAAAUCUCUAACAAUGUUUUCCUUGUGUUUUAAUAUAUUUAAGGGUGGGAUAUUAAGCAGGAAUGUAUUGUGUAUAAUAUUUUAGAUGCUAAAUAUUUGGAUGUUUUUGUUUCCUUCCCACACUUCAAACCCCAUGCUCUAUUUUCUUUAUUUCGUGUGUGUGUGAUAAUUUUGGCUAUUAUAUACACUUGCACUUUGAUAAUUUGAUGACAACUCUGGGCCAAAAAACAAACCAACAUAGAAUCCAACUGAAUGUUGGAUUAAACCUCUGGAGAACUUUUUAAAUUCUGCCCCAGAAAUUUUAGUUUUUAUGAAGUUACAAGUAUCUGCUGUUUUUUGUUUGUGUGUUUUGCUUAGCUUUUUUGCCAUGUGUUCAUGAAAUCCACUCAAGCCCCUGUCAGUAUCCCUAUUCUCUGACUAUAUAUCCGUAUAGAACAGUGGUUCUUAAGGCAGCCCUCCAUUAUUACCAAAAGUCCAGGAUCCAAUUCCAUUUUCGCUGAGAUUCACACUCUCCAUGAUGCAUUCCUAAAACUCUCUAGUAAGUUAGUUGACUUGUGCAUUUGGUGUUUGAUAAAUCACAAUUCAUUAAAAAUGUGGGUGAUCAGCAAUUCAUCUGAAAUGCCAUAUUGCCUUAAAUAAAUAAACAAAAAAACACCCACAAAUACAGCUAAUUGACGAGCAGUUUCAUGAUUUGGAGUUAAAAUUCGAAUUAUUUGUGGCAAAUAUCCAACAACACAAAAAAUCAGCAUGAGGGUACAUCAUGUGGUUGCCUCCCACUACAUGCUAACCAGCUAUCAUGUUAAAAAAAAAAAAAAGAAUAAUGCACCUUAUUCACCCAUUCAUCAUGCUGCAAGUGGGGGCAUGUCUGAUAAACGGAUAAGCAGCCAGUUGCUACUCGCUGCAAUAAAAAAGCUAGCAACUGGGCAACUAUCCCGGUCUAGUCGUUAAGGUCCUAGAGGGCUCAUGAAAAACUGGGAGGACCUGGCACUGGCAUCGGGCUUAAUAUGAAAUAUAGGAGAUUGAACAGGUUAUUGUACCUAGCCCACAGUUGGGGGGGGGGGCUCUAAAAAAAAUUCCCAAGAGUAGAUACUGACCUGUUGUCCCUUGCUGCCACUACCCACAGACCACAGGUGGGGAAUAUUAUUUAAUAAUGAUUAAACUGGGCAUGGUCAUCUCAGUGUCCACCCUCAAACCCCACCCGUAAACCGUGGGUGGGAGCUUAUAAAGAAACGGUGGACAUGCCUUUUUGUCCAAACAUCCCCAACCCUUCACCCAUGGGUGGUGGUUAUUAAUGUCAAUGGAGAGGGCAGGGGGAUGCUAUGCCAUUGUCUACCCACUCCAAAUAAAAGCUUGGAACCAUCCCCUCUCUCCUCCCAGUGACUAAAAAUUCCCUAGACCCCCAACCACCCCCAAUAAAAAUUCUUGAUACCACUCACCCUAAUAAAAGGGUAACCGGACUACUAGUAAAAAAAUUAAAACUGAACGUGAGGGGAUCUAUUAAAAAGAAAUAACUCAAGCCCUACUGGGACUCUGGGACAGAUUUCAAAGUGUGGAAGACCUUUUCCUUCAUUCUGUGUAGAGGGCUGUGACUGGCUGAUUUAUAAGCCAACAAACCAAUCCGAGCACUUGGGCAGGCAAGUCUUGUCCCUUUUAAAACUUGCAUGGGAAUUAUUUUUUUUAUUAGGAUUUAUUGGGGCACCAUACACGAUUACUAUAAUAGGGUAGUUAACUUGGUAGGGGGUGGUUUCCCCCUCUUUUGGGUGCUAUAAUAUAUUUAAUACUAAACUAAAGAGUGCGAGCAGGAAAUAAUAUUCUGUUUAUGUGUAGCCGCAAAACCAAAUUAUCUCAGAAAUGCCAAAAAAUAUUAGAUUGUACUUGUGAGUCAUUCCAUUUUCGAAUUAACAGGAUUCUUGCCACGGUUCUGGACUUUUCCAAAUUCUGGAUAAUGUGUCACAAUAGGUGCAUGUAGGUCCGCACACAUAGAUAACAAAAAAAAUUGUGUAUUCGAAAAGAGUGCACAUUUAUUGAUAAAGUAAUGCAUAUCAAAAUGUCAUGGUAUCAUGCUGUCACUGCAGCCCUCAUAGAUGCUAAAUGUAGUACCGGCAUAUCACACCAAAACCUUGUAGGACACUCUGAGAUGACACACAUUUCCCAGCAAGAGAGGAAAUGUUUAAACUUUUUUUUAAAGUGUUCGGAAAAUAUCAAUCUGCCAGACGGGGGGGGAGAGCAACAAGAAGACUACCCUGAAAGCGUGUGAAAGCCCUGGACGUGUUUCGCACCUUCCUAGGUGAUUUCUCAAGGAAGGUGCAAAACGCAUCCAGGGUUUUCACACUCUUUUUCAGGGUAGUCUUCUGGAUGGUCUCUCCCUUGUCUGGCAGUUGCAGGUAGUACGGCAAAUUUGAUAUUUUCCGAUCACUUAUUUUUUUUCUUCUUGUUGGGAAAUUUUGUCAUCUCCGUAUCCUACAAUGUUUUGGUGUGAUAUAAGGAAAAUUCUGCGUCCCCAUGUAGAGCAUGGAGACGCUGAACGGCAGAGUUGCUUACUGUGCAGCACCGAGCCAGCAAGCCCCUCCAGUGGCCACUUAGAGAUGUACCUAGGGGCAAUGUAAUCACUGCCUUUUCUAUGAAAAGACAGUGUUUGCAUUAAAAUGCCUGAACGCAAUGAUUAUACUCACCAGAACAACGGCAUUAAGCUGUAGUUGUUCUGGUGACUAUAGGGUCCCUUUAAAGCAGUGCUAGGUCCCCCCCAGUAUUUUACAGGUCCCAUGGAAUGGAGGCGUUUGUGAGAGAUUGGGCAGCAAUGCACAGUUCCUUUUUUUUUUUUUAAGACUUGUGCACAGCAAAAAACAAUGUCAUUACUGGCCUAGGUGAUACUCAGUCUAUUAAUGGGGAAAUUGGAUAUCCUGUGACAGUUUGUAAUUCUUGAGGACCAGUUUGGGAAACACUGCUCAAACACACGCUUUCCUGCAAGUUUUAUAAUUAACCUUUUGUGUGCACGAGUACAGCAAUGGAUGAUAAACCUGCACUUAUGACGUCCCCAUUACACCUGGAGAUAAUAAUCUACUGCACUGGAGCCGCUUUUGUGUGUGCAAUGCUGCUGACCAUCGUGAUUUUCAAGAUGAAACACCCAUCCAAGAAGUCGGAUUUCAACAGUCAACUGGCUGUACACAAGCUGGCAAAGAGCAUCCCACUGCGCAGACAGGUAACAGAAAGUAUAUAGGGGGUUUACAAACCUAUACUUCUAUAAGAUAGGAAAAUAGUAGUGGAGUUUUAACAUGCAUAUGGGCUCUGGAGCUUACAAUAUUUUGUGCAAUUUUUAGAUUCAUGGAAAAGCCUUGUGUAUGCAACUAUUAUUUUAUUAUAUUUGUUAAAUGAGAAUGAGGCCCUUCUGAUUUGCCUGGAAAAUUUUUUUUUCAAAGCGGGAAUUGUAUGAGCAACAACUGGGUUUAUAAAUGAGUAUGCCCCUGGAUCCUUCUAGAUUACCUUCAUCACAUGGGGGUAUUUUUGCAAAUAUUUAUUUUGGAACUUUGUCAUGCCUGUAACAUUUAGUCUCUAUGCUAAAGAAGCACUGAUCAAUUCCCAUGUUUCAUUUUGGGAGACAGCAUUGCAAUAAUUUUUUUUUUUUUUUUUUUUUAAGUUUGCAGUAGUACUGUGUACACCCUCCCUUUUUGGAGGAUUCACUGCUAGUAUGCAUAGAGAGUGAUUAAUAACACUACAGAUAGUAAAUAUUUUCAAGCUCCUACUGUAGAAACUUGGGGUGCAUUAACAAUUUACCACAUUUUCUUAUAUUUUUUUGAUAAGAUGUAAGAUUUAAUUUCUGAAUUCAAAAACCACCACUUAAAGGGAAACUAUAGUGCUCUCGCUCACCCCAAGCACCGAUGUUCUUCGGCGCUGGCUCGCGUCCAGCUUCACUUGUCCCCUGCCGACAUCAGGUGGAGACCUAAUGCGCAUGCACGGCAAUGGCUGUGCUCACACUAGGAUUUCCCCAUAGUAAAGAAUUAUUCAAUGCUUUCCUAUAUAAUAGAGUGAGGACAUCCAGCUUUAUUUAGGUGACCAAAAGUCGCCUAACCACGCCAAAAUUCCACGAAGUGGAGCUAACCCUAGCAGGAAAUUAUUGCAGUUUAUUUAAAACAAAUUCAAUAAUUGUCUACUCAGGCUUAAGGGUGCUGGGACACUGCACCCAGUCCCCUUCAAUGAACUGAGUGCCUAUAGUGUCCCUUUAAGGUGUGUCAAGAGAUUCUAAACACUGAGCAAUGCCUGGUGGUCCAGUUUUUAGGCCCCUGAUAAUCUAGGUUUAAUUUGCAGAGUAGAUUUGAUCCACCUCUGUAGUGUUUUUGUUUUUCUAAGUUUGCAGAUGGCUAGCUAAUGUGAUAAUAGAAUAGUUAGAGCAUUUCAUUUUAUUGGAUGAUGACUGAACAGCACGGUUGCUCUUUGUACAUUAUUUUAUUCCUUAGAUCAGAGCUACAUCAGCCAUUUUCAUACACACGUAAUUGACUAUUCAGACACACUUCUCACCACAUGUGCAGGGAAAGCGAAUUUAGAAAUAAAAUCUGCAUGUUGCUGUAGAAGGAGAGCUAUUAACAGCAGUCUUCAUUAGUGAGCUUACCAAUUACAAAGACCCAGGGCCAGAUUAAGAGCCCAGUGGGCCUGGUGCUGACAAUUAUGACGGGCCUAAUUACAGAAUCAUAUUGACCAAAAACCGUAAAACACUCCCAAGCGUCAUGUAUCUGAUGGAGAUGGUGUGGGAGAGAAAGAAAACAGCAGCUAUAAGAAAACACAUACCCCAGGCUAAUAUCUCUCUAAUUUAUGUUUUCAUCUUUCAAGUAAAUCCAUAACCCCUAACAGCAGUGUCCAGUCAAGCAGGAAGUCAAUGGGCAUGGUAAAAGGGUGUGCCACUGACACAAGUCACGUAACCUGCCAAAAGGGGCGAACAUGCCCAAAAAGAGGACAUGUCUGCCCAAAGAAUUAGAAGGCCAGACUGGCAUGAAUGCAUGUCAGGCUGCCUGCCAAUCAUGCAGCUGGCCAAUUAAGCGCAUACUAUGCAGAGAGCACCCUGAGCUUGGCAUAAAUGCAUCUAAUAAUGCGCUCACUCAACGCUUUCUAAGGACUGUCCCCUAGCACUCGCUGGUCCACUUGUCUCCUUACCUUCUUACUAGCAGGCAGAAGCUCCUGGUAUAUAGUCUGGGACAUAGAAAAGCUGUAUGUAGUGAGUGUAGAAGAAAGGGAACAUGCCACAGUGUUAGAGAGACCAAAGUCAGCAUUGCCUUAAAGGAUCACUAUAGGGUCAGGAACACAAACAUGAAUUCAUGACCCUACAGUGUUAACACCACCAUCUAGCCCCCCUGUGCCCCUCAUGCCUCCAUAAAUAUAACAAAAUCUUACUAUAUUCAAGCCUGAAGCUGUAACUCUGCAUGCUGUUAGACUCACAAAAACAAGCAGUCUGCUGACAUCAUUAGAAGUGGUGGCCUGAUCCAAUCACAGUGCUUACCCAUAGGAUUGGCUGAGACUGACAAAGAGGCAGAUCAGAGUCAGAGCCAGCAUCAUUCAAACACAGCCCUGGCCAAUCAGCAUCUCCUUAUAGAGAUGAAUUGAAUUAAUCUCUAUGAGGAAAGAUCAGUGUCUGCAUGCAGAGGGAGGAGACACUGAAUGUCUGGAUGCAUUUUAGGCAGCCAUGACCCAGGAAGGAUCUCUAACAGCCAUCUAAGGAGUGGCCAGUGAAGUUAUCACUAGGCUGUAAUGUAAAGACUGCAUUUUCUCUGAAAAGACAGUGUUUACAGAAAAAAGCCUGACGGUAAUGAUUCUACUCACCAGAACAAAUUCAAUAAGCUGUAGUUGUUCUGGUGAGUCUAGUGUCCCUUUAUCUAUAUUCAUUGUCAGCCAGUCCACACAAGUUUUGUUCCCAUACAUCCCUCUUAAGUUUCCAUACUUAAGUAAGAGUAUGUGAAAAGUAGUUAGGGUUGCCACCUUUCUUGGAAAAACAAUUUGCAUAAUUAAAUAUGUAUGGGUGACAUCAAAUGAUGUAAAUCACAAGGAGUGACAUAAGAGAAUAUGCUGUAAAAUCACCCAAAAACUAUUUAGUUUAAAUCUGCUGUAUAGAUGGAUUCCUCUCAGUGCCCCCAUGUGUCGAUUACUCCAGGUCUCAGUGUUCCUAUGUAUCAGUGUCUCAGUGCCCCAUGUCUCCUAGUGUCGUGUCCCCAGGUCUCCCAGUGAUCCUAUGUAUCACAGUGUCUCAAUGCCCCAUGUCUCCCUAUGUAUCCCAGGGUCCCCAUGUCAGUAGGACACUAGGAAGAUGGGGAGACCUGGAGACACCAGUGACACUGGGAGACUAGGGGACUCUGGCUGGGACACAUGGGGACAAUGGGAAAAUAGGGGACACUUGAAGACAUGGGUACACAGACACUAGAGACACUGGUUGAGGGACAUGGGGACAUUGAGACAUGGGGGCACUGGGAGACAUAGGGACACUAAGACACCAGGGCCACAGAUACUAGGGACACUAGCUUGGAGACAUGGGGACAUUGUGACACUUUUUGCACUGAGACAUGGAGACACUAGGAGACAUGGGGACAGUGAGACACUGGCAGACUGGGGGCACUGGGAGACUAGAGGUCAUUUGGAGACUAGGGGGCACUGAGACACCAGGGACACUGGCUGGGAGACAUGGGGACAGUGUGUCCCCAUGUGUCUGUCAUAAUGUCUCCCAAUGUCCCUUAGUGUCUCAGUGUAUGUCUCAUUGCAGCCUUUCCCCCCCAUCCCUUACUUCCCUGAGCUGUAGGCUGUCUCUGCAGGGUGGGAGUUGCUGUCUGGACUCUCUGUAGCUGCGAAAGACCAAGUAAACUCACAGGCUUGUUUAGUUAUUUGCAUAAUUUACCUUAGUACACACUGGUGCUCUACACUAUGCUUUAUCUAUGUCUGUACAGUAACAUUCCAUUAUUUGUCUUUGGUGAAACAGGUGUCUGCUGACUCCAGUUCAUCAAUGCACUCAGGAGUGAUUUUGAUCCGGCCCUCUCGUCUUUCAUCUAGCGGCUCACCUAUGCUGGCUGGAGUCUCUGAAUAUGAGCUUCCUGAAGAUCCUCGAUGGGAAGUAGCAAGGGACAGGUGAGAAAUCUACUAUACUAGGUCAUUCUUUGGAAUUGUUAAUGCUUCCAUGUGUGCUAACACUUUAUGGCAUUGUGCCUUUGCAGGUUGAUCCUUGGAAAGCCACUUGGAGAAGGCUGCUUUGGUCAGGUUGUCAUGGCAGAAGCCAUUGGCUUGGACAAGGAAAAACCCAACAGAAUCACUAAAGUUGCUGUAAAGAUGCUAAAAUGUAAGCAGAGUGUAUGAAUUCACUUUGUGUUUCCAUUUGGGGUCUCUUUCUCAUUGUUCUAUAUAGAGUGUCAGUGAAUGAGUGAUACUGGCAGUUUUUUAAAAUUAAAAUGCAUUACCUUAAAUAUUUGCUUAUAUUUUAAAUUUAGCGGAUGCUAGUGAGAAGGACCUUUCUGACCUGAUUUCUGAGAUGGAAAUGAUGAAAAUGAUUGGCAAACACAAAAACAUUAUUAACUUACUUGGAGCCUGCACUCAGGAUGGUAUGUAGAUUCUAGCAUUUGACUACAUAAAAUAUGCAGCUUAAUAUUGUAUUUUUUUUAUUUUGUUGCUGCGUAGGUUUAAUGUUGCUAUGAUGUAAGCUGUAUUUUGUCAUUCUUCACAUAAUGCAUAUAUGCAGGGAAAUAGUGGUAGCUGCGGUUACGGAGGUGAAACAAACAUGUAUUCCUGACACUAUAGUGUUGAAUCCACCAUUUAGGUGAAUCCACCCUCUUUCCCCCCUCGCGUUUAGCCCCUUCAGAAUGGGUUAAAACUCUCCUUAUUUCCAGCUCUCCACGGGUCCGCCGGCACUGGCCAUGUCCCCUUGGUGACAUCAUCAAAAUUGCAGAUUUUUAGCUAAUCUAAUGCUUUCCCAUGGCUAAAAUCGGCAAUGGGGCAGGCCCAAAGGCAGUUUUGGCCAAUCAGCACCUCAUAGAGAUUCAUUGAAUCAGUGCAUCUCUAUGAAUAAAAUUCAGCGUCUCCAUGCAGAGCGUGGGGACGCUGAACGGCAGGGCUGCUUACUGUGCAGCCCUGAGCCAGGAAGCACCUCCAAUGACCAUCGGAGGAGUGGCAACUUGGAGGUGCACCCAUCAUUAAUAUGCCAGAGAUUCAUUAUUGAACUUGUAUGAAUUUAUUGGAAGUACAGGGAGGCAGAGUAAAACGAGGAAAUACUGUUUAAUUCCCAGUGUUGAAAUUUUGGAGAGACUUGUAGAGUCAAAGCCAGUUUAGUGAAUGUAACCUGAAGAGAGCUCUGAUCUCUAGAAAAAUGUGUUUAACCCUUUCAGAAACAUAUUGCUAUGGUUUGUAUUUUGUUUUUGCUUUCUCUUUCUGAUUAUACACCUGUGUUCUGCUCUUUAAACUGUGUGCAGUCGAAGACUCAAUGGCUGUACACCUUCAUGGAGUUUCUGGUAUCUUUACUAAUUCCUCUGUAAAAAAAUGAUUUGUUGUCAGGUUUUUCUUUAGAUGUAUUUCACGAUAGAAACUGCUGGCUGUUAAUCACAUGUCGAAUUUUUAAAUUUGAUUGAUAUCCUGUCUGACUCACAGGUCCUCUCUAUGUAAUUGUGGAAUACGCCUCCAAGGGCAAUCUGCGUGAAUACUUACGUGCACGGCGCCCUCCUGGGAUGGAGUACUGCUACAACCCCAGCUGUGCUCCCAAUGAGCAGCUGAGCUUUAAGGAUCUGGUCUCCUGUGCCUACCAGGUGGCACGUGGCAUGGAAUACCUUGCCUCUAAAAAGGUAGCCUUUUUGUUUUGUCAUCACUUUUACUAUAAAUUUGUACAUAUAAUUUAAAAUUUAUUUAGUCUUGUAUUUUUACAUAUAUUUAAUGAUGUGCUGUACUGUAAAUGUCUCCUGUCUCUUGUCAGUGUAUCCACAGAGACCUGGCUGCAAGAAAUGUUUUGGUGACAGAAGAUAAUGUGAUGAAAAUUGCUGAUUUUGGUCUUGCUCGAGAUAUUCACCACAUAGACUAUUACAAGAAGACCACCAAUGUAAGAGUUUGACCUUGUUCAAUAUCAUUGUUCCGUGUGUCAAACUGCCCAUGCCAUUAUGAUAUUUUAGGUUUAUAAGCAGCAUCUGAUUUUAAGUAAGAUGUUUUGUCUAGUGCUGUGGUCAGAUGGAAGAGCUUCUUGCAAAUCAACCAUCCGUGAAAAUCUCUUAACUUGUUUAGUCCAUUUGCAAAAAAACAAACCAACAAAUAUUUAUUUCUGUACAACAUAGGUGACCUGUUUUGUAGUUUUACUUUGUAACCUCUGUGUGACAAAGACAAUUUGUGUCUUUAGUUGCGGAUUUAGCUUUAGUACCCCAUAUAUUCAUAUUACAGAAAUGGGCUUAUGUAUAUUCAUAUAGAGUUCUGUGUAAAGUAUUCAGACACCAACAGUAACCUUAGUGCAGACAUAAUAUUGGUCUUGCAGAUCUAGAACAUUAUCAGUCCAUAUUCCUGUUUUCAUUAAACACCUUCUCACAUUCUAUAUGCACAUAUCCCAUGUGUUCUCAGUGUCUUUUUAAAAGGGGAAAAGGUUUUACGUAAAGACACUGGAUAAUGCUGCAAAAAGUCACAUUGCAUUUUGGACUUUUUUUUCUUCCAGGGUCGGCUACCUGUAAAAUGGAUGGCACCUGAAGCCCUUUUUGACAGAAUUUACACCCAUCACAGUGAUGUGUAAGUGUGUGUAUGUAUGUGUGGGUAUAUUGUAAAUGGUGUCUAACAAAUUUGCAUCCCUCCAAUAUUUCAACUUUAAUUAGUUUUUUGAGAGUGGGGUUUGUGGUUAGGGACACAUUUGUUUUUAGACCUCACAACCUAAUUUUCUUAUUCUUAAAGGACAACUAUAGUGCCAGGAAAACAUACUCGUUUUCCUGGCACUGUAGUGCCCUGAGGGUGCCCCGACCCUCAGGGUCCCCCUCCCGCCCGGCUCUGGAAAGGGGUAAGGGGUAAAAACUUACCUUUUUCCAGCGCUGGGCGGGGAGCUAUCCUCCUCCGUUCCUCCCCGUCGGCUGAAUGCACACGUUGUCAUAGACUGCAUGUUGCAAUACGUGCCUGAAGUCACCCCUUGUGCAUUCUCUGUAAGAUCACUUUCCACCAUUGUGGCAGAACUACUACUCGUACGUGUGUUUUGCCUUUUUUCCAUUUGGGAGUACUUCAUACGAACAAAGUCCAUUUGUCUCCUGAACAGGGACCGCCCCUGUACCCCAUCAUAACGUUCACAUCAGUAACUUAAAUGCAAAAAAUUGUAAAAACCAUAAGGGAAAUAAUUAAUGAAUGCUCCAUCUUGUCUCCCAAACGUGGGCAGCGGGACUUGGUCGUCAAGUGCCUGGAACUCUUUUUUUCAGCUAGGCACUCGCAUGAACCCCGGUAAAACAUAGACCGCUGCCCGUUCUAUUUCCCAACCACCUACAUGAACAAUGUUCGGGAGAUAUGAACUACUGAACAGGGGGAGCAUUCGUAUCCCGAAAUAAAACUAAUGCCUAUCUUGGUUUCUGCACCAAUCCGAGUGAUUCUUGGAUAUGUUGUACAUUUAGAUCGGGGCUAUCGGGGAAAUGUACUUUUUGUGGGGUUCCUGAGUAUGAUGGGGGCACAUUUGAGGUACUGUAUAUUUUGUUGGGUUUUCUGUACCUGAGAGAUUAGAGACUUUUUCUCAUGCAAUUGUUGCUCCGGCACAGAGGAUCCUGGGAUUGAAACCCCUGUUUUCUUGUAUUGUAAACUCCAUGUAGGGGACUGGGCAUAAAAGCCAUGUGUGUGUUCCAAUAAAUAGCAGUUGAGUCCCAGAACUAUGUUUCGUCUGGUUACUGGGGGAAUGGGUAUUUACUUGUGCUGAUGGUUCCAGAGUGGCUAAAGGAAAGUAAUAGCGGAGGUAACAAGUCGCGUUACCUGUGGUCCGCUACAACCAUCUUUUUAGAAUCUUCAUGUUCUCGCUCUUUAUUCUUACUUGUAUGUGAGAAGAGAACAGUGAUGUGAGGGGUGAUGCAGUGCAAGAGUUGCCUGUUUAGAAGACCUAGCUUGCAAGGUGGCAUUAUGAGGAGUAUGCAGUAAAAUAUUUUGUUGCAUGUUCAAAAAGUAGGGUAAGCUGUCACGUGUGUUUUUUGUUUUAUAUCUACUAAAUUUAUUUUAUCACCGACAGAUGAUGCAUCAUGCUAAUGAUUUUUUACAAUUUUUUUCAGCUGGUCAUUUGGGGUACUCUUAUGGGAGAUUUUCACUCUUGGAGGCUCCCCUUAUCCAGGAGUCCCAAUGGAAGAACUUUUUAAGUUACUAAAAGAAGGGCAUAGGAUGGACAAACCCACAAACUGCACCAAUGAGUUGUAAGUAUAGAACACUUGACUAACUUUCCUACAGUAAAAUGUGCGGUUUUAAUUACGGGAAACACUGCUUCACGUUAGUCUAUGUAACGGGAGGAUUGUAAGAUUUUUUUCAUAACUCAUUACCAGGUACAUGAUGAUGAGGGAUUGCUGGCAUGCUGUCCCCUGUCAGAGACCAACCUUUGUACAGCUGGUCGAAGAUCUGGACCGCAUUGUGGCUCUAAGCUCCAACCAGGUAUGCACAGCAGUCUGGGGAUAAUUUGCAAACAAAUUUCACUUAAAAUUUUCCAUAAUAAAUUACGGUUUUAAUAACUAUACUUACUGUGCCUGCAAACGUAAAUGUUACAAUAUCAACUCUCUCUGCAGGAAUACCUUGAUCUCUCCAUGCCAGUGAAUCAGUAUUCUCCAUGUUUCCCGGACACCAGAAGCUCCACUUGUUCCUCGGGGGAGGAUUCUGUGUUUUCCCAUGACCCUUUACCAGAUGAACCCUGUCUUCCCAAAUAUGCCAAUGGAGGAUUAAAAAAACGCUGACCUUGGGAGUUCUAUAAAAUGACACUUGCCUUUUUUUUUUAUCCACUCCUGAAAGUCAAGUUUGAGAACAUUUUAGUUUCAAGCAUUCCGAAAAUUACUACCACUUCCAAAAUUCCAAGCACUGCGAUAUAAUUCUGUUCUUGAUUAUAGAGGGCAAAGCUUUCCAUGAUCCAUUUUUAGUUUCCAUUCCCAUCUACGUUAUGACACCCCUUGGAUUUUUUUUUUUUUUUUUAAAUACUGAAGUAUUGUUACUUGGCCCUCUUCGGGUAAGAGAUUUCAGCUCAACCUAUGACAUUUGGAUAUGGAAGUGUAAUGAUGAUGUUAAUCAAAUGGAGUAUCAAGACACGAAUCUUCCUCAUUUUACCGUAACCGUUCUUCCUGCAUCUCAUUUACCUUCAAAGAAUACACUAUCGGCUGACGUUGGUACACUCCAAAUAAGUAUCGUUUCGGAUUUAUUCUAAACACAUGUAAUUCAUUUAGUAGAGAAUCCAAUAAAAAUGAACAUUUACCUUGGAUUCUGGAACUCCAAAUAUGUCAUCUCAAACCUGGAUUACAUCUUGGUUGUUCUCCAAAGUAACCUCAACAAUUCUGAUUUUUCUACAAGAGAUUUGCUCAGUUGGGUGAACUGUAUCAGCGAUGCAGGCAUCUUAAGCUAAGACCACAUACCUGUUCAUUUUUUAUUUUAUUUUUUUAUUUUAAACUGUGACUGUCCUAAUCAAUGGUCACCUAGAAGUCUUAAUAUAUUAAAGGAAUAUUUUAAUGCACCUACAUGUAGGCAUCAUAAAGGACAAUUCAGAGAUAAAGCAGACUGAUUUUAUUCAGUAAAUUUUAAGCACUCUGUUGACCAAUCAGCGGUACGAAGAAUAUGCCAUUCCCAUGUUUUCUAGAGUAUUUGACUCUGACCUGUUCUUUGCUCUUAUUCAAAAGCUUCCUGGCAAAAUAGAGUCCAUUAACACAAUUAAAGACUUUGCGCUGCAACCACAGUCGGUUUUAACAAAUACAUUUUUUGAAUCAAAUGGUCUUGAAAACUUUGGAGAUCUUGGUAUGUUUUAAUUCUCAUUUAUAGUGGAAAAUAAACAUGGGCAGAGUACCAAUUAAUGCUUUUCUUGUGUAUAUAGCUAGAAAUUGUAUAAAUAUGAAUUAUAUAUUUACAUGUCUUUUUAAGAAAAAUGUUACAAAAUAUAUACCAGUUUGGUAGUAAAAUGGCUGGUAAUUCAGUUGCUAUAAACAAAAAAUCAUAUAUUUUGCUACGUUUUCAGUUUGUAUUUUUUUAAAUUAUGUUCUAAAACCUUUCAUAUUCCCAGUAAAAGUCCCUAAAUAAAAAAACAAAAAACAGAUCGCUGAAGUUGACUUAAAUUUUUAUACAAUUGAACGUUUUAGAAUUGUGUUUAAGGGGGGAGGGUGACUCCCAGUCACACACUUUUUUAGAAUUGUUAAAUGUUUUGAGCUUUUAUUUAAACCAUUA